GGAGGAGACCGGGGCCGGCUCGGAGGCACCGGCGGGGGCGCCUCUUCCUCGCAGCGGGAGCUGCUGCGCGCCGGUAGCGGCUCGCCUGCCCGCCCCAGCGCUUCCCUUCUAUCCCUGCAGCCUGGUACCGACGCCGCCGGGCGAGGACCGAGCCCGGGCGGACCCGACGCCCCUUCCAUGCCUCUCCAAGCCCGGUAAGCGCUGCGCCCUCGCCGCCUCCCCCUUCGCCCUCUUCUCCUCCUCCGAGGAAAAGAAGCAGCAAAAUCCGCCGCCUCCUGCUGCUGCUUUUCCGCGGUUCUUUCCUCCUGCUCUUAAUCCCAAGAUUUUGCUCUUUGCACGAGCGGGAAGGUUUGCUGGGGGUGGCUCGAAGGAGGGCCGCGAUUUCAAGGAAUGGUGCUUUCCACCGAUCGUCUCCUUUUGCAGUUUUUAAAAAUUAUUUUAAUUGUGGCUUUCCCAUUAAGAAUCGCUUGUUUUGCGUGUGUGUGCUUUUAUAGGCUGUGCGGGGACGCUGAUCUCUCUCCUCCACCCUCCGGAUCAGUUUGGUUUGUAACGUUGUGGGGGUUUUAAAAACGCAAGCGCGAAUGGGUGGUCUGCUGGGGAAGCAAAGCAGCCCCCUGCGGGGUUUGCUUCCUGCUGGGUGUGUUGCGAGCGCUGCCACCUUAAAAUGACAGGAGGUGCACAUCUGGAUUGUGCAGCUGUAUGGGGGCUCCCCCCCCCCCGCCGCCACUUACACACGCAUGCACACACACGCGCCACCACCUUCUGGGGUGCAAAUUGGUCCAGAAGAAUUUGGCCCUUCUGUGUGUUUUGCACGUGUGUGCGUGACAGCUAUUUGGGGGGGGGGAAAGAUCCACACAAACCCCGCUUGUAAAUUUGCACUGCCUCUUGGAGAAUGCUAGGUGUUGUGUGUGUUUUUGUGUGCGUGUGCAUGCAUAGGCGAAAUAUUUAGGGAGAAAUAUGUUUCCUCCUCCUCCCUCCUUUUCGCUAUGCCUGUUUUGUUUGCAAUUUAUCGGUGCUUUUCUCUGUCGGGUGGUGAUCGUGUGUGUGUGUGUGAGAGAGAGAGAUUCCCUCCCACUCCCUCCUUUCUCUUGCAUAUUACAAUGCCGUACACACACACACACACACACACACACACACACGGCCAGAUCGACGUGGUGUUUUUUGUAUUUUGCAUCCUGAGUGGUGUUGCGUGAAGCGAGGACGGCGAUCUCUUGGGAAUAAUCCAUAUUCUAUGAACCUGCCAAUCCUUCCUUCCUUCCCUUAAUGAGAUCUGGGAGACGCAGCUCGACGGCUGCCCCCUCCACCCCGACUUGCAAUUAUUUUGCAAGGAGACCCGUGAAGGGAGGAGGGCUUUUUGCAGGGGAGGGGGCCGGUGGGUUGCCUGCGUGCUUUCCUCUCUUUCCACCUACACCUGCGUGGGCAGACAUCAGGUGCGAUUAACCAGAUAACCACAGGUUCGGCUGCAGACAUCCGUAUCUGGGACUGCCCAGUCUGCCCACUGACUGCUCACAUGUAGUGUGAGAAUUGGGUCAGAGUGGCUGUAGGGUCCUCUCCUGCCUUCUUACUCAUCAGUGGGUCCUGGGCUGUUGUUUUCCCCCUGCAAAUGACUCAGGGGAGCAAGGAGAUUAUUCUCUGUGGGGUGGACGUGUGCUCCAGAUAUGGGGCAGGCAGGCUCCUUGAGCAACCCACUGACCCUUCCCUUUGCCCCCUGCACUUCUUUGCUUCCCAGUCUACAGCUCCGUGCAUGAAUGCUUGCCAUUAUGGUGGGCUGGAUGUGCAGAAGGUGCAGUUGCAAGGCGUGUGUGUGUGUGUGUCUCCGUGUGUGCUCUGCAUGCAAAACAUUUCAUCUGUGUCAAAGGUGGAGGACGCUUCUGUCUUCGCUGCCAAGGCGGAAACCCCACCGAAGAAUUUAGGGCUAAUGGCUAAUGGCAACCCUUCGCCUCAGGGGGGGAAUCUUUGUUUGGGAAGGAUGGGAAUGUUGUGAGGAGACUGAAUUUGCCCCUUGAUCGUUUCUGUCACUGCAUCUCUCAUUCUCUGGCUUCCGUUUGUCGGUCACACUAGUUGGAAGCGGGCUUCUAUAUGGAGUGAGCUUUUGGUUUCGUUCAAUAAUGUGUUUCUGGCCCGAACCAAAUGGGGUUGGGCCCUUGUCGGGGUUUUUUGGGUUGUGUGUGUUGUACAUGCUCUUGAAUACAUCCUUCAAGUGUGAGGAGGCAGUGAAUUGAGGAAGGGCUUGCCCUUGUCUUUCUAUAAUAAUAAAAAAUAAUAAUAAUAAUUUUUAUUUAUACCCCGCCUUCCCCGGCCAGAGCCGGGCUCAGGGCGUCUAACACCAGUAAAAUUACAGUAACAUAAUACAGUGGUACCUCGGGUUAAGUACUUAAUUCAUUCCAGAGGUCCAUUCUUAACCUGAAACUGUUAUGAACCUGAAGCACCACUUUAGCUAAUGGGGCCUCCUGCUGCCGCCACGCCGCCGGAGCCCGAUUUCUGUUCUUAUCCUGAAGCAAAGUUCUUAACCUGAAGCACUAUUUCUGGGUUAGCGGAGUGUGUAACCUGAAGCGUAUGUAACCCAAGGUACCACUGUAGCGGGGAAAAACCAAUUUAAAAUACAGGUUAAAAUGCAAUUUAAAAUGCAGCCUCAUUUUAAAAGUGGCCCAUAGAUCAAAACCAUAAAGGGAGGGAAACAUAAGGGUCAGACUGAGUCCAGACCAAAGGCCAGGCGGGAAAACUCUCUUGCACACCCUGUGGAAAGAUGUCAAGUCCCGCAGCGCCCUAGUCUAUUGUAACAGAGCGUUCCACCAAGUCGGGGCCAGUACUGAAAAGGCCCUGGCCCUAGUUGAGCCCAAUCUAACCACCUUGCGACUUGGGACCUCCAACAUGUUGUCAUUUGUGGACCUUAAGGUCCUCCGCGGGGCAUAAGGGGGAGGCGGUCCCAUAGGUACAUGGGUCCUAGUCCAUUAAGGGUAGUGGUUGCCUAGUGAAAAGGAAUCCUAGAACUGUAGAAUUGGACACAGGGACCCCCAAGGGUCAUCUAGUCCAACCCCUGCAAUGCAGAAAGCAUCCAUGACAGGUGGCCACAUAUAAUGGGACAAAACCAAGUGCUGCUUCCUGGUGGGGGGUUCCUACCAUUGGCAGGCCAUUAGCAGCAAGAAAACUAGUGUUCAGUAAUGAUCUUGACUGGCUGUGGGUUGUGGAGGGAUGCUUAAUUCUCCUUGUGUCUCCCCCCCCCUCCACACACAACCCACCACCAGCUGAUAAUGUAUUGGUCCUGUCAAAAGGAGCUUGUACAUGUGUUGGUUGAUCUCAGAAAUGAAUUCCUGAGUGGCAGCCCAGCCAUUCUAGGAGAUAAGUCCCUUCCUAGCUUCUUGUAAUAAUUUAGAAGAUGGGACCAAGAUUUGGGAAGGUUGGGUAGGCAGCUGAAGGAUUUGCUCACCUCCCAAGCGCAUUACAAUUUAUAUGGAUGCAUUUGUGAUUCCUUUUUCCAAGGAGCUUAGGGGUGUGGGGGGGGGGGUACAUGUAUUUCCCUCAAUCCCCCCCCCCGACCUCCAAUCUAACAACAACCCUGUGAGGUUGGCAGGAAUAGCGACUGGCUCAAAGUUACCUGAGUUGGUCUUUGUGGCCCUGUGGGGAUUUGAACCUGGUUGCCAUGGGCCUAAUCCAGCACUCUAAGCCAGGCUUCUCCAAGAUAGUGCCUGCCAGGUAUUGUGGACAUGGGCUCUCACCAGCGCAAGAUCAUUUUUAUGAACGCAGCAGGCCACAUUCUCAGCGUACAUUUAAAAGCACUACAAAACCACUUUAAAUAGCCACGGCUUUCCCCAUUGGGCCAUGGCACUCACAGUAGUAAGCUUAGUCAGUCAUUCUCUGAACCUAACUUGCCUCGGAGGGGGUUCGUGGCACGGAUAAAAUGCAGGCAGGCCAUGCUUGAGCUCUGAGGAAAGGCAUGAUAAAAAAUAAUCAAAAUAACAUUAAAAACUGAAAAAUGCAUGUUAUCAACAGUUCAGACUAUACCUCAGCAGUUGCAGUGUGUUUGCAGGUGUAGUGUUUGUGGAUUCUAGAUGCAUCUUGUCUCUAGCACAUGGGUUGGAUUAAUGCCUGGGAGAGACCAGGGUUCAAAUCCCGACUCAGCCAUGGAGGGCCAUCUAGUCCAACCCCCUGCAAUACAGGGAGAACCAUGUGUGCUACCAUGUGCUCCUUUAGAGAAGAGGUGGGAUAUAAAUGUGACAUAUAAGUAAAUAUGUGUGUACUUCCUGCUCUGAGACUUAAGUGUCCCAGGAUGCCUUGGGAGGGGAGGCUAAAUCCCAAAGAAGGAUGGAAGUUUUAAGAAGGCAUUUCCCAAUCCAGGCAAAUUCUGGGACAAGGGUUGCCAGGAAUAUUGUCCAGAGAGUAGAGACCACCGGCUUAAAUGUAGCUGCUGUUUCUGGUAGGUAAUGUUACUUGUUAUCAGGGCAACAGUUCUACAUAGCUGAAAUCAAUUCAUUAAAAUGUUCAGUUCUGUUACCGUUGGCUUUAAUAUAGAGCUGCCAUACGUCCGGAUUUUCCAAGACAUUACUGGGAUUUCAAAGGUGGAAUUGAUGUCUGGGAUGCUCAACGGUUUUGGGAUGUCCUGGUUUUUAUUUUUUGAAAUACGGCAACGCUACUUUAAUAGUGAUUAAUGGUGGCAGUCAGCUGUACUUGGAGCACAUCAGUUGGAAUGAAUGAACAGGACUAAGCUAGGCCUUUUAAUUUCAAUGGAUCUACUCUGAGUAAAACUUACCAGCCAGAGCUCUCUCUUUUUCCUCAUCACAAUACAUGUGUUAAUUAGAUCACCAAAUGCCAAGAUGCCUGUGCUUAUCGCUAACAACUGUUUUGCGAAUGUUAAUUAUAGCUGUUAACUCCGGCUGCUAUUAAAAUAUAGCCUAUAUAACUCGGGGUAAUGCUGCAUGCAUCUCAAAAAGUGGACCACCAUCAGUGAAACCUUGUUCCAGGGAUGCGGCUCCUUCAUGGCCUCCAGAUGUUGUUGGACUCCAAGUCCCAUCAGCCUCAGCCAAUACGGCUGUCAGGAAUGAUGGGAUUUGGAGUUCAACUAUUGCUUGAGCAGCACAGGGGUCCCCCCCACCUCUCCUUUUGCCAUGAUACCUUUGAUGCGUCUUUUAAGCUUUGUGGAAAGGACCAGGAAGCUGCCUCAGGCUUGAGUCAGACCGUUAGUCCAUCUAACUCAGUACUGUCUGCACUGACUGGCAGCAGCUCUCCAGGAUUUCACGGGGGAGUCCUCUCCAGGCCUACCUGGAAAUGUCAGAGAUUGGACCUGGAAAUCUGCGUGCAAGGCAGAUGAUGCUGUUACUGAGCUGUGAAAAUGAAAGAUGGAACAAGUUUGUUUUCUCCUCUUUCCAGAGGCUGGGACCUGAACCAAUGUAUUCAAGUUACAAGGGGACUCCGACUAAACAUCAGGAAGAACUUUUCUGGCAGUAAGAGCAGUGAGACAGUGGAACAGACUCCCACAAGAUGUGGUGGACUCUCCUUCCUUGGAGGUUUUUAAGCAGAGGCCGGGUGGCCACCUGUCUUGGACGCUUUAGCUGAGAUUCCUGCAUUGCAGGGGGUUGGACUAGAUGACCCUGGGGUCCCUUCUUUCAAACAUGGCCGAGACGGCGCCCCCACUGGAAAUGGGUACAAUUGAUGGUAGAUCAAAUCCCUUUCAGCCUGGCAGUGGGGGGUUGUUGGGGCGGGGUGGGCUCACCAGGUGAGCCUAGCAGGAACCUGUUUCAGCUGCUGCCAAGCCCAGUAUGGGUCAAAGCCAUGUCUGCUGGAGACACCUUCUGCCUAGUUGUGAGGAUUAAAUAAGGAGGGAGUGAACCAUGUGCACUACCUGGACCUCCUAGGAUAAAAUGGCGGUAUAUACAUUGUUGUUGCUGUUAAAUUAAAAUACAACACAUAAAAAGUGGCUUUAAAACCGUGAAGAAAGACAACAAAGAAUAGUAUACCACUUCCUAGAUAUACAGUCAUACCUCGAGUUACAGACACUUAAUGUUGCACGAUUUCGGUUUGCGCACCGCACCAAACCCGUAAGUAACCGAACGGGUUACUUCUGGGUUUCAACGCUUGCGCAUGUGCAGAAGCGCUAAAUUGUAGUUUGCACAUGUGCAGAAAUGCUGAAUUGCAACCCGCGCGCAGACACGCUGCUGCGAGUUGCAAACGUGCUUCCCACACGGAUCACGUUCGCAACCCAAGCGUCCACUGUACUAUAAUACAGUAGGUUAAACAUUGUAAUGGUUUACUGUUAACAAUUGUUAAUUGCAGUGUUUAACCUACUUUAUUCAUAAAUGAGUUCCAAAUUUCAUUUCACUUGUCCAUGCAAAGCCUACAUCUAUAAGUAAAUCAGCUCAUAGAAUCAUAGAAUCAUAGAGUUGGAAGAGACCACAAGGGCCAUUGAGUCCAACCCCCUGUCAAGCAGGAAACACCAUCAGAGCACUCCUGACAUAUGGUUGUCAAGCCUCUGCUUAAAGACCUCCAAAGAAGGAGACUCCACCACACUCCUUGGCAGCAAAUUCCACUGUCGAACAGCUCUUACUGUCAGGAAGUUUUUCCUAAUGUUUGGGUGGAAUCUUCUUUCUUGUAGUUUGGAUCCAUUGCUCCAUGUCCGCUUCUCUGGAGCAGCAGAAAACAACCUUUCUCCCUCCUCUAUGUGACAUCCUUUUAUAUAUUUGAACAUGGCUAUCAUAUCACCCCUUAACCUCCUCUUCUCCAGGCUAAACAUGCCCAGCUCCCUUAGCCGUUCCUCAUAAGGCAUCGUUUCCAGGCCUUUGACCAUUUUGGUUGCCCUCCUCAUAGUGUAGUCAGGUCUUCAAUCCGUUGUUGAAGAAGAAGAGUUUGGCUUUGAUAUCCUGCUUUAUCACUACUCUAAGGAGUCUCAAAGCGGCUAACAAUCUCCUUUCCCUUCCUCCCCCGCAACAAACACUCUGAGGUGAGUGAGGCUGAGACACUUCAGAGAAGUGUGACUAGCCCAAGGUCACCCAGCAGCUGCAUGUGGAGGAGCAGGGAAUAGAACCCGGUUCACCAGAUUACAAGUCCACCACUCUUAACCACUAUACCACACUGAGAGAAUGGUGUCAUGCAUUUAUCCUUUUGGGGGCUGCAAUGGUGGUAUAGACAUGCAACCAAGAAAUGAAACAAAUGAGCAAGCUGUUCAUGUCCCAUCCAUUUCAGUAGGUCUACUCUGAGUGUAGGACUUAAAACUGGACACAACCUGGAGUGUCCAGUCACACCCAGCGGGGGAGUGUUUGAGAUUAUAUUGGAAGGAUUGGAUGGUGAAGCUGUAGCGCGAUACCCGUGGCAGAGAGGACCACUUUGCAUGGGAAGGCAUUUUUGUGCAGGCUGCCGGCGAUUGCGGGAAUUCCUGCAAGGUGUCUUGUUUAGUUUGCACCGUUGAAAGUAAUUAGCAGCAAGUGUAGCAAUACUGCAGCUCACAUGCUGCAUGUAAUUGAAUUUCCCAGCUCGGAUUUGUGUUAGAUGGCAGUGCUGUUAAUAUGGUAUAGAUUUGCAUUUCCCAUAAUUCCUCAGCCAAUUUAGGACACUUGGCUGUUGUUCCAAAACAGGGAUGGGGAACCUCUGGCUCCGGGGCCAAAUGGGGGUGGGAUCUUCUGAGCGCUCCAUGCCAAUAGUGGGUGGGGUCAGGGACAAAAGUGGGUGGAGCAAUGGACAUAGAUAAAACUUAGGCUAGUUUGUACACACACACACACACACACACACCCUCUCUUAUCCUCCAUUCAGGCAAGCAGGUGCCUUUGUCAAAAUUCAAGGACACAUCCCAGAAAGUACCGUAUUUUUCGCUCUAUAAGAUGCACUAGACCACAAGACGCACCUAGUUUUUGGAGGAGGAAAACAAAGGGGGGGAUUCUGAAUCCCAGAACAGCAAGAGGGAUUGCUGCGCAGUGGCUUCUGGGAUAUCUGCGCAGCCUGCAUUCGCUCCAUAGGACGCACACACAUUUCCCCUUACUUUUUAGGAGGGAAAAAGUGAGUCUUCUAGAGCAAAAAAAUUGGUAGAUCCCACAAGCUUGAAGUCUGCCUGCCCCUGAUUUAGGCCACCUGGCUUGUCUAGGUAAUUUGCACACACUCGUGCAAACAUCGGGUGAUGCUGGCUCUAUGCACAAGAUGCAAAUUUCUGUUCUGUUUCCUUGCUUUUAUCAGAAGAAGGAAACGGAAUGGAUUGCCGAGCCAAGGGCUACGCUUGCUUAUUCUGUCGCUGGACGAAUUCCUAAUAGGGCAGCGGAUAAAGAAUCCGAGAAGGUUUUAUUGCCUCCUCGGACAAAUGUUUCCUAAGCCUUGAGUGACAGACGGAGCCUUCAGCCAGUCUGGGCAGGAAGUCAAAGCUUGCAUUUAAGGGAAGGCGGCGUUGACUGUUCAGCAGGGAGGGGUGAAACGCCACUAUUUAGUUGGCAUUAAGAAAGAAAAGAAACAAAACCGAACCAGGAGCUUCCUGACUGGCUCAAACAGGAGUCGACAGAGACAGCCAGUCUGAUGUGCUAUUUAUAUUAUAUUCUAUAGAUCCCCAUUAUGCUUCUUAAAGAAAAAGAAAAAGUUUGUUCCCAUCUCAGGGAGGUGGGGAAGGAAUGCUGCUCACCCAGAGACAAAACAUUGCUAGUAUUUCAUCCUCCUCAAGCUGCGUCUCUGAAGUGUCCAUGCUUGGAAAUAAAAGUCAUUGGCAGGCUGACAUCCAAGUAAACUUGUACUGAUGGCUAGGGGAAGCAGAAGCUUAUGGGAAGAGGCUGCUUUUGAAAUUCGCCACUUCGGUUGGUGGAAACUCAGAUCUAUAAGCUAGGCGCCCACAUGGCUCCUUAAACCAAGAUUACAGCCACUAAAACAGAAUGCCUAGUUGCCAUUUGGGGACCAGGCAGCUAGAAAGCCGUAUUUUUCAAUAAGACGUUUUGGUUCCUGAAAUUCAUUCUGAUUGUGCGAUACAGAUAGAAUUCUACAGGGUGUGUUGCUAGUGUGUGAAAACAGUCAAAAUCCAAGGAUCUUUCAGGCACGCACCUCCAGAUGGUGGUGAUGUCAGGCGCCAUCCUGGGACCCAGGCAUCUUCACUUGGUUGCAGGUGGCUCAUAGCCAGGUGCAAAACGCGCCUGGCAAAUUCCUAACACUUGCACAGUGGAUAGCGGGACCAAGGCCUGGAUCUCGGGGAAGGGCCAAGCAGGUUGUUAAGAAAAUGGCUCACCUGCAAGUCAUCAAGUACCCCUGGCCUAACACCUCCCCACCUGUUGAACUGUCUCAGUUGCCUUCCAGUCAGUGAAGAACCAUCCCCUUCUGGAAAGGUGCUUGGGGAUAAGUCCGAGGGCAAGAUGGCUCCGAAAACUCCUCCAAGGACAUGGAGGCAACAGGACCAGCACAAACAAAAUCUUGCAUGCCAAGCCUCUAAAGGACACCAGCUAUGCAAAUAGCUAUGCCUGCCCUGCUUUUCAAAAGGAGAGAGCAGCUUACACCUGGUGACAUAUUGCAGAUCUCUGCUGUGCCUUAUGAAUUUGCAGCCCCGUAAACCCAUGCUGGAACGUUGCACUGACUUCUUAUAUAAAACCUUAAAAACUUCCCACCAUGCUGAGAUUCUGAUUUUGCCAAGAGACAGCCAGGACUCCUGGAAUCUUCUGCAUGCAAAGCAUAUGCAUUUCGACUUGAGCUUCUCGGAGAGCCAUGUUGUAGGAGACCAAGGUUCAAAAGCAAUUCCCCACUCUGCCAUGAAGCCCAUCUUGGGCCACUCACUGCCACUUGGCCUGACCUACCUCACAGGGUUGUUGUGGGGAUAAACGAGGGGUUGAAUAAUGUCAGCUGCCUUGAGCUGCUUGCAGAAAAAGGUGAGAUACAAAUGCAACAAAUAAAUUGCAGCCUACAGUGGUUGUGAUAUAAGAAUUGUCUUAUACUAAGUCUAUCUAGUGCAGUACUGUCUGCCCUGACAGGCUCCUGUGGUCUCAGGUGACAAAAACUGAACCUGGGGCCUUCUAUGUGCUAAACCAGUAUUGGAGGCGAUAUGCCUUUGAAUCCCAGUUACUGUGGGAAUCACGAGUGGGCACGGCAAUUGUCCUCCUGUCCUGUUUUAUGCUUUCUAGAGAUAUCUGGUUGUUGGCUGUGAGAACAGCUGGUCUGAAAGAAAAAAGAGACAGAAGAAGAAGAGGGCAGCAGGCAGGUGGAAAAGGGGCAGUCAUACAGUCAGAAUGUUGUUGUUGUUUAGUCGUUUAGUCGUGUCCGACUCUUCGUGAUCCUAUGGGCCAGAGCACGCCAGGCACUCCUGUCUUCGCUGCCUCCCGCAGUUUGGUCAAACUCAUGCUGGUAGCUUCGAGAACACUGUCCAGCCAUCUUGUCCUCUGUCGUCCCCUUCUCCUUGUGCCCUCCAUCUUUCCCAACAUCAGGGUCUUUUCCAGGGAGUCUUCUCUUCUCAUGAGGUGGCCAAAGUAUUGGAGCCUCGGCUUCAGGAUCUGUCCUUCCAGAGAGCACUCAGGGCUGAUUUCCUUAAGAAUGGAGAGGUUUGAUCUUCUUGCAGUCCAUGGGACUCUCUAGAGUCUCCUCCAGCACCAUAAUUCAGAAUGUGGCCCCCAACAAAUUGCCCCUGAAGGAAUGUGUGGCCCUGGAAAGGGGAAGAAACAUUGCCUACUCCUAUUUUUAAGGGAUACAGCCUGGCGUCUCUGUUGCUGGUCUGGGAGGAAGUGAGGUUUCUUGCCACACCAGUGUGGUUGUGUUAUUAGAGGUGAAAAGGCACCACUCUCCAAGUUCUGCUCCCUCCACCAUCAAUGAGGCAGAGCUGGAACAAGUGGAAACUCUCUCAGUGCUGCAAUAUCCUGUCGUGAAUCCUGUUCAGGAGGUGAUGGAAGAGGGGUAACAUUUAUAAUAAAUUCGGAAAAUGUCACCGAAAAUGAUCAAGGGGAUGGAGCGACUCCCCCUUUUAAAAAAUUUGUUCAUUUGUUAGUCGCUUUAUCUUGUCCAUGGCAACCCAAAAGCAACGUGCAGUCUUUCCCCUACGAGGAAAGUUUGCCGCAUUUGGGACUUCCUGGUUUAGAGAAAAGGUGAGCAAGCGGCGACAUGGUCAAAGUUUGUAAAAUUACACAUUGCAUGGAGAAAGCAGAUGGAGAAAUGUUCAUCUCCCCAUAACGCUAGAACUCGUGGAUGACCAAUGAAGCUGAAAGUUGGAAGAUUCAGGGCAGAGAAAAGCAAGGGCUUUGUCACUCAGUGGAUAGUUAAACUAUGGAACUUCCUCCCACAGGAGGCAGUGAUGAUGGCCAUCAGCUUGGAUGACUUUAAAAGAGGACUGUACCAAUGCACAGAGAACAAGGCUAUUGAAGGCUACUAGGCAUGAUGGCCAGGGACGUGGGUGGCGCUGUGGGUUAAACCACAGAGCCUAGGACUUGCCGAUCAGAAGGUCGCGGUUCGAAUCCCCGCGAUGGGGUGAGCUCCUGUUGCUCGGUCCCUGCUCCUGCCAACCUAGCAGUUCGAAAGGACAUCAGAGUGCAAGUAGAUAAAUAGGUACCACUCCGGCGGGAAGGUAAACGGCGUUUCCGUGUGCUGCUCUGGUUCGCCAGCAGCGGCUUAGUCAUGCUGGCCACAUGACCCGGAAGCUGUACGCCAGCUCCCUUGGCCAAUAAAGCGAGAUGAGCGCCGCAACCCCAGAGUCUGCCACGACUGGACCUAGUGGUCAGGGGUCCCUUUACCUUUAGGCAUGAUGGCUGUGCUCUGGCUCCACGGUCAGAGACAGCAAUGCUUCUGAAUAUUAGUUGCUGGGAGCCAUGGGAGGGAGAGGGCUCUUGUGCUUAAAUCCUGCUUGCCCACAGGCAUGUGGUUGGUCUCUGUGAGAACAGGGUGCUGGGCUAGAUGGACCAUUGGCCUGAACCACCUGGCUCUUCUUAGGAUCUUAAAUUGGACAAUUUUUAAUCUUCAGAUGUAAUCUUUUGGUUGAUCUCCCUAAGUUCAAUGUGGCAUAGACCCACUGAAAUGAAUGAACCCAUGUUAAUCAUCUCCAUUAACUUCAGUGGGUCUUCUUUGAGUAGGACUAGCAUUGGAAACAACCCCCAGUGUAUGAUAUUAUUUAUUUUAUGUGUUGUAAACGAUUGUCGUUUUUUCUUGUUUCCUGCUGGGGAAUGUUUACAUGCAAGUUGGGCUAGAAAAUAUGUUAAAUAAGGAAAUUUAUUCCUGACCUGGAUUCUCUCAUUCCUCAGGCUUGUUUGUGUGCACCAGCAGUGUUAGGAAAAAGUAGGCAGGCCUGAUUUGUUUAGUUAUUUAACUGUAUUUACAUCCCACGGUUUUCUCCAUGCAGUUCAGGAGAGCAUACAUUGAUUUGUUCCUCCCCAAUUGCAUCCUCACAACAACCCUGUGAGGUAGGCUGGGCUAAGAGAUAACACAGGAGGAGGAGCCAUGCAAGAUCUGGCAGACAGUCCACCAAACCAGCGUCCAGUGUCUAGCUGGCUUUCUCUGGGAAGCCCACAAGCAGGAUAUAAAGCUGACAUACUUGUUUCCAUUGAUGCUUCCAGCAUCAGGUAUUCAUUGCUGGACUAUUCCUAAGCACAGAGGUUCCAUUAUGGCUAGUAGGCAUCGAUAGAAUUUUCCUCCCAUUUGGAAGCACAGCUUGUAACUACUAGAAGCCGUUCAUUCAGUUUAGUGGACCCAAACCUGUGGAACUCCCUCCCACCUGAGAUUAGACAAGCAACCUCCUUUCUGAACUUUGGUUGCAUGACUGAAACUCGCUCCAAAAUAAGCAUUUUGAGCUUAUUAUUUGAAAAUAAAAGUUUAAAAAAUAUAUUUAUGUUUAUUCAUUUAAUCAAGAACAUAUAAUUUCUUGACAUAUACAAAAGUAAAGGGGAGGGGAAACCAUGCAACUGUGUGAAAAUUAAACACCCCCUACCUGCAUACAAAUUUGGGUCAUUUCAUUCACAAUUCCUGGGGGGAGUGAUGAUGUUGGAGGUAGUAGCAAUUUUUUAAAGAGGGGAAUUCUGUGAGCUGUAGUGUGUUAAGUGUGCUGAGUGUUGUUAGGCACCCUAUUCUCCCUCAGAGCUACAAUUCCCAGAGUUCCCUGUGCAGAACGAUGUGUUUUUAAACCAGUCCCAAGAAUUGCAGCUCUAUGAGGGGAAUGGGGGUCUGCCAACAACUCUCAGCAACAUGAGCAAACUUCAGUUCCCAGAAUUCCUUGGGGGAAGCCAUGUCUAAGCAGACAUGGUGUCAUAGUUCUUCAAAUGCAUGGUGUCAAUGUAAAGGCGACUGGGGUUGUGGCGCUCAUCUCGCUUUCAGGCCAAGGGAGCUGGUGUUUUUCCACAGACAGUUCUCUGGGUCAUGUGGCCAGCAUGACUAAACCGCUUCUGGUGCGACGGGACACCGUGGCGGAAACCAGAGCACAUGAAAACACCGUUUACCCUCCCACCGCAGCGGUACCUAUUUAUCUACUUGCACUGGCGUGCUUUCAAACUCCUAGGUUGGCAGAAGCUGGGACAGAGCAACAGGAGCUCACCCCAUCAUGGGGAUUCAAACUGCCGACCUUCUGAUCGGCAAGCCCAAGAGGCUCAGUGGUUUAGGCCACAGUGCCACCCCGUUCCCCAGGUGUCAAUGUAGCCCAGGGUGGCUGCCUCUGUCUUAAUCCAAAGGCAAUUUCCAGGGUGAGGGAAGCCGAGUUAGGUCAUAUUCACACCAUACAUUUAAAACAUUCUUAUACUGCUUUAACAUGAGAACUAUAGUUUAUUAAGGGUUGUGAAAGUUGUUAGGAGACACACACACACCCCGAGCUACGAUUUCUAGCAGUAUUUUUCUUAGGAGUGAGUCUGUGAGGGUGCCUCUAUCCGCACCUUGAACAAAACUGGCGAUGAUCAAAUUGCCCUGGGAGGGAGCCGGCUCACAACCCAAUUGCUGGCCACCUUUUUCUCUAUCUCUUCAGGGAAUCAUGGCCAUUUAGCCAUUGGGGUCUUCUUCCUCUUUUUCUCCCACCACUCCGCCUCCAUUCUUGCUAAUGAAAAUGUCAGUUGAUGGCUGGGAUUAUAUACUGUUGUUGCAUUAGCCCAGUAAGUGGUUGACAUGAACGGCGCAUUUCUUCCCCUCCCCCAACUGGCUGGACAAUCCAUAAUUCGCUGAGCUAAAAAACACAUCAACUGCACCAUCUCUGGUUGCUAAUAACACUUCAGUUGUGUGUCGUCCAAUUUCUCCCCGAAGGGGGAAUGUUUGCUACUCUGAUAUUUUGAAACGAAGUUGGGAAACCUCACGUCAAGGGGGCAAAUGCGGACCUCCAGUUCUCUCCAAAUGGCCCUCAGAACUCUUCCUAGGCGGCACCCAUCAUUGAAACCUGCUUUGAACUUUGGGUGUUUUUACCUGCCUGGAAAGUGUCCUCCAGCUCUGAGAGGUGUGUUUGUGUAGAAAGCGGCCUACUGUACAAAGGUAAAAUUUGCAUAAGUUGCUCCACCCCUAGCGCGUGGCCCUCUAGCUGAGAACGGUUUCCUCAGCACUGCUGUAGAGAGAUGGCUCUUUGUGAGUUUAAAUUUUCUGAAAAACAAAAUGACAGUUUCUGUGCCUUGUUGUACAGGUGGGUGGAGGUGGUGGUGGUUUCAAAAAAUGCCCCAACUUUAGGAAGUUGUUCUGUGAAAAGGAGGCUUGCACAGCAAAGUUAUUAUCAAUCAGAACUUGGGACACCCAGCCCGGGGGGUGGGGGUGGCGCUUGCCUGGCCAGCUUGGUACGAAACAGAGAGAUGACUGUUUGCUUGACUGAAGACAGAUUGCAGAUGGCAGUGUGAAAAGGCAGCCUUGCAAGUUUCAGCCAAAGGCCUCAAGAGCUAUAGCAACGGGGUCAUUUUGCCUGGGGCCUUGCUUCAGCAGAAGGGGCUUCUCAGAAAGACCCUUUUGGCUUACGUUCUCUUCCUCUCUCUCUGUUUGCCCUCCCCUCUUUGCACUUCUAAAAUCUUGCUUUUAUUCUUCAUGCCAUCCUUAUUUGGCUUGGCAAAUGGGAGGAUGGAGAAUGGGUAGCAAGAGGAACCCCGAUACGAUCUGGGGUUGCCAGACCUCUAAGCUGACCUGAAGACUCCAGAUAUCCUUGGCCCCCUUCUGGUGGCAGGGAGCCUGGCAGAAGCCGGCUUCAAAUUAUUGCAUAGUCUUUCUGGGCGGUCUGCCCUCCUCCCCUCUCCCAAUUAACCUCCGUCUCCAGGGCUCAGUAGUGGGAUGGAGCGCUGAAGAACAACCACAAGGGCCCUCCCCCGUGACAUCACCAGGGGUCACCCCAAAGUCUCAAGUUUGGGCCCUCAAAUCUCAGGAUGUGAAAUGCUCCUGACCUGGCAACCCUCGCUGCAUCCCUUACAAGAGGGAUCAUCCCUGACCUUUGGCUGUGCUGACUUCUAUGGCUGAUGGAAGUUGGGGUUCAACAUCUGUGGGGAGGACACAGGCUUCCCUUCCCUGGCCCUAUGAUGGAAACUUACAAACAGCCCUUCUUUAAACACAUAGAUAGUCCCUGUGUCAUGAUUUCCAGCAACUCACAGGAGGGAGGGGCUUUAAAUUACAACCCAUGAUUAUCUCUCCUUCUGGUUCGUUAACCGUCUCUGUGUAAAGCUUGCAUCUUAUUUCAUUGAGGAAAGAGGUGCUUUCAACAACAACACCCCCUUGCCAUUAAAUGGUGCAAUCCUAAUUGCCAUUGUCUGGAUUUAAAAGCCCUCUGGGGCAUCAACAGCCCCCUUUUUUCUGCAGGCGGUCACAGCUUCUCUUUCACUCCCCCAAACCCUUCUUUCCCAAAAGGGCUGCCUCCCCCCUUGAUGCUUUCAUAUCAGAGGCUGAUGAAAGAAAGCGCAUUUUCACUAAUGAUCAAGAUCUGCUUCUCCAAGUGUCUCUUUCGAGUUUGAUUCCAGUGAGGGCCUUUGAACAGUUGUUGGCCUCAUAACGAUGAAAGGGAUGUAUGUGUGAUGCCAUAGCGGGAGUUUUUCUCCUCUCUGUCUACAUGCCAAGGGUGGGUUAUCAUCCUCCCUUAUCUGUGGAUGUUUCCAGGCUGUCAGCAUUUUGUGAGAUGCCGCUCAGCCACAUUCUGGUAAUUCUGGAAAUGUAGGUUUGUGAGGUUAAAGUGGAUUAAAAGCACGUUGUUUGCCCCCACGCAAUGAACCCAUUUCCCCCCCUUUUUCUUUCAAAAUGACUUUUCCCAAUGGGGAAAUGUACUGAAAAACGUGGAAUAAACUAACGGUGAAUCGGAAGAAACACCCCACAAACAAGCUAGGACGGAUGCUUGUUGCCAUCUGACCUCCUCACAAGCAAAUUGGAACAAAUGCUCAAUAAAGCAUAUGUGCAGGCUAUCCUUCGUUAUAAGAAUUUUAAGGACUCAAAUAUAGAAUAAAUAUUCAUAAAUGCACACCUAUCUAAAUAUAUGAAACGUGUGUCUGAAAUAGUACGGGAGAACAAUCCUGAAGUCAUUUUGACUCUCCCAAUGACCUCAAAGUUUCCUCUGCAGUAAGGGAGGCAAAUGGGGAAAGCCUUCAUAUUACCUUUUUGCUUACAAAUCCUGUCUUAAGGGCUUAUUUGUGCAUGAAUAGGGUGAACCUGUGACCUGGAUUCAGGAACUAAAGUAUUAUUAACCAUCACAAAAGAAAGGCCAGAUUUCCCAGGGAAUGCAAUCAGUAACCAUUAUCAGAUAUCCUGGCAAACAGGAUUUCUGCUAUAGACCGCCUCCUUCUGUGAUGUACGCAUGAUGUUUUGGGGUGGUGGUCUUGAGUACAGGGUGGGCAAUUUCAAAAGACUGUACAGGUAUAAGGGCUUGUGCACCAUUGUUGAGGGUUCUCCUCCUUCCUGCGUCUGGUGCGUGGGGACCCUGUUGCAACAGUUCCUUGAGUAAAGACCAGGCUUCCUAGCCACUUUGCUUCUCAAUAUACAGUGGUACCUCAGGUUACAGACACUUUAGGUUACAGAUGCUUCAGGUUACAGACUCCGCUAACCCAGAAAUAGUACCUCAGGUUAAGAACUUUGCUUCAGGAUGAGAACAGAAAUUGUGCGGCGGCAACGUGGCGGCAGCGGGAGGCCCCAUUAGCUAAAGUGGUGCUUCAGGUUAAGAACAGACCUCCGGAACGAAUUAAGUUCUUAACCCGAGGUACUCUGGCUGGCCUCUGUUAUUUUCUCCUAUCGAUAGCGAACCCACUUAUAUGGUCUCCGGAAUACCCCAUAAGGGAAAAGGAGCAGUUUUCCUUAUAACACUAUGUGCAAGCAAAUCGGGGUGAAUGCUCAGUAAACCGGUUGUCUGAAGGAACCCUGUGUUCCUUCCCCUAGGUUGUUGGUUGUAUCUUGGCUUCUCAUCUCUGUUUUCUGAAGGCUUCUCCUAUAAUGAUUGUCAUUUGAGCACUCUUUCUGGGUGCACUCUGACUUGGGGGAAUAUUGCAAUAGUUUUCCUAAUUAUAGUGCUUCCGCUUCUAAGGCACUUUUCAUACUGCAGUGCCUGUUGAAUUAUGGAACCCUGGCUUGUUGACUGAUACAUAUCAGUAUAUCAUGCUAACGUCUGACCACAUCAGUGGGUGUGGUGUGACACCACAAUGAACAUCAUUGUAAAAUGUCAGUACUUCUCCCUCCCCCCCUUACGCACAUGUGUGUUUCCCCGCUCCCCCUGAAAACAGCAGGAGAGAACUGUAUGCAGGUCUGCCCCUCCAGAUUUCAUCACUUUAGUCACAUGACUUUCCAAAUUAAGUGGGCUGCAAACAGAUUUUUUUUCCUGGAAUCAAAUAACAUGGAAAUGACCAGUGCUGAUUUUCUAGAAAAAGAGGUCCUGGAACUCACUAUGAACACCUCCCUUGUUCUCUUAUAAUGGGAAUGGCGCCCACCUGAGAGGUGGGGGGGGGGGAGCCCUGGAAAUGAGCACUAAACUGGUGCCAUAUUACAUUAGUUUUCUCAAAGGGCUUUUACGUCAUGGGAAAUCUCAGAUAUGUAAAAAUCAACAGUUGGGGAAAUGGAGUAAACUGCUAUGUGAAUGCAACCUCUCUCCUUCUGUAGAUUGGAGAGAUGAGACGAGGAGUGUGUGUGUUUUUCUAGCUCUCUGAAUGAGUCACCGUACAGGCAAGUUCCUAAAGAACUGGUGGAAUUUGUGGCAUUGGUUAGAGAGCAAGCAGUCCCCUAAGGCCUGGUUUUGGGGUAUAAAGUCCUAUGCAGCUUUGGCUCAGGAUACCUGAAAGAUCAUCUCACCACUAUACCCAGUCGAACACUGCACUCAGCAGGUGAGGGCCUCCUGUGUAUAGCAAUUUUUCAGGAAGCCUGUUCCACACAAUGUAGGAAUUGGGCCUAUAAUUCUGCAGCACUUCCCCUCGGGAAUCCCCUCCCCUUGAAUAUAAGGCAGGCGCUGUCCUUUGUUGUAUUUUGGGCGCCAACUGAAGAUGUUCCUGUUUCAACAAGCCUUUUAUGUAGAGAUCUUUCCCAGUCUGCAUCUGUACUGGGAUUAUUUUAAAGAUGUCUUUAUUGUCUUAUUGCAUGUUAUUUGCCACCCUGGGCUCCAUUUGAGGAGUGGGGGAAGGGCAGGGUAUAAAUUUAAUAAACAAUCAUAAUAAAGCCUAAGGCUUUAUUUUUUUAUAUAGUGCGAUCAAUGUGCGUGGUGCUUUGGAGUCAGAAUGCUAGUUCUCUGCUCCAAGGUGCUUACAAUCUAAAAUUUGGCAUAGAGAAGAGGGGAGGAAGAUGAAGGCAAGAGUGAACCAGGUGGGAGAGGGGUGAUGUGUUUGGUUCAGUUACACAUACCAGGGCUUAGUUUCAGGAGGAAUAGAAGACCAAGCAGUUGUUCCAAAGGCUUCAAAGGGGAAAUUUUUGGUUACUUGGAGGGAAAGGAGCAAACAAAGGAUUUGAGGAAGUGGUUUGAGAGAGAGGUGUCGCUUCCCAUAAUUUUCUCCAGACUUAAAUAUAGCUAGUCUACUGGGGUGGCCAAAUCUUCCCCCCUCCCUUAGCCCCCAUGAACUGGAUGCACUGUAUUGAAGGUAAAAGCAUUUUUUACAGAUUAUGGUUGGCUUCUUAGGCUUGGCUUUAAAAGUUGCUUUAAUUUUUUAAAAUUUAACUUUUUAAGCCUUUUUUUUAAAGCUCCGUACAUCGCCUUGAGUGUCCUUUUAAAAAUAAAAGUACUGAAUAAAACAAAGCAUGCUUGAUGCAGGAAAUAUAACUGUGACAUCUGUGAUUGUUCCUGUAUGUAUGAGGCUGGGUUUUUUUUAGUCAUUUCCAGCCACUUUGGCUUCGAUUAAAAAGGCAAAAGGGGACAGGUUUGCAUAUAAUUUGUGCUAGGCUAAUUUUAUGUAUAGGCGCAAAUUUAGAAAUAAUUCUUGUAACUUAAUUGGAGAUACAGGAUACAUUACUUGUGUGGGUAUAAGCCCAAUGUGCUUGCUGUGACUGGUUUGCUGUCUAUUGUCUAGGUGCAAAUGGCUGUCAGUCUUAAAGGCCUCUCCUGCUCUCCCUUCCUAGGGUUCUGUACCUUUAAACCAGACUUGGACCGGGCAGCUCCAAACAGGGCAGCUUUACUCUGCAAAAUAGGGUGCGUGGGCCCCCUCUAUGAGUCGACCAAUCCAUGUUGGAACUGCGGCAGCGCUCUUUAUCUCUAGCAAAUAGUAACCAGGGCAGGGAAGCAUACAACAGUAGUCGAGCUGCUUUGAGGUUACAAAGGUGCUAACAUUUUCUCUUUUUAUUUUUUUGACCCGAAAGGCUCACCCUUGGUUAAAAUACAGUCAUACCUUGUUUCUCGAACGGCUUAAUUCUCGACCGUUUUGGCUCCCGAACGCCGCAAACCAGGAAUUGAUUAUUCCGGUUUGUGAACUACCGGUAUUUUUGGAAGCCAAACAUCCGAUGGGGCUUCCGAUUGGCUGCAGGAGCUUCCUGCAGCCAAUCACAAGCCGUGCUUUGGUUUCCGAACAUUUUGGAAGUUGAACGGGCUUCCGGAACAGAUUCCGUUCAACUACCAAGGUACGACUGUACAGUGGUACCUUGGGUUACGUACACUUCAGGUUACAUACGCUUCAGGUUACAGACUCCACUAACCCAGAAAUAGUACCUUAGGUUAAGAACUUUGCUUCCGGAUGAGAACAGAAAUUGCAGCGCAGCAACAGCGGGAGGCCCCAUUAGCUAAAGUGGUGCUUCAGGUUAAGAACAGUUUCAGGUUAAGAAUGGACCUCCGGAACGAAUUAAGUACGUAGCCAGAGGUACCAGUGUACACCUGAAGUUUCUUAGUUCGCUGAAAAACAUCAGUAAGGAAAGGGUGUGUGUUCUCUGUUGGGUGUUUUCGCUCUGUUGCCCUGGGGUCAACCAGCUGAGCUUCUAAUGGAUGAGUGAAUCCCAUCCAUCACCUCAGCAAUAUCCGAAGGGGAGGAAUCGGGGAACGAUGGGAAGACCUUCUGUGUAUUAAUGUAGAAGGAAGAGCUGAUCUCUCAAUGCCUUGUGACCUGGUUGGCUAGCUGUGUCUUGUCUGAUGGAAAAUCUGCCUGACAAGGAAGAGUUCGGCUGUCACUCUCGCUUAGUUCCAGGAGUAGAAAGAGGUGUGGAACAGCAAUUGGGUGGUGGGUGGGAGUAUGCAGAGCUGAAACCUGCUGUUAAUUGUUACCAAGGGGUCUCCUAGGAAAAGGGUGGCUUGCUUUUUUCCAGCUGAGGGCUGCAUUGACCCACAGUUGACUCUCUGAGGGCCAUGUGUCAGAGUGGGUGUGGCCAACUUUAUUAUUAUUACUAUCAUUAUUAAAUUAUAGCUGGGGGAUUGUUUUGGAGUGGUCAACAAAGAUCUUUUCACAUCUUAGCAGGGUCCUAUCGGAGUGGUCGAUUAUUACAGUGGUACCUCAGGUUAAGACUUAAUUUGUUCCGGAGGUCCGUUCUUAACCUGAAACUGUUCUGAACCUGAAGCACCACUUUAGCUAAUGGGGCUCCCGCUGCUGCUGCACGAUUUCUGUUCUCAUCCUGAAGCAAAGUUCUUAACCCGAGGUACUAUUUCUGGGUUAGCGGAGUCUGUAACCUGAAGCGUCUGUAACCUGAAGUGUAUGUAAUCCGAGGUAUCACUGUAUUUUUAAAUGAUUUCAACUCUUUCUUUUUUUUUUAAGAUAAAUGGGGGAGGUUGGGUAUUGACCAGUAGGUCAAUGAAAACCAAUAACAACAAUAAACAGUAUACAGUUAUACCCAAAUUAAAAUAACCACCAACCCCAACUAAACAUUUAACCAACACCAACCCGACAAAAACAUAACAGAGGAACCAAAAUUAUAACAAUUUAAAACAUUGUAAAACAUUUUAGCCAGUUGCCCCAACCCAAGAGUUGUUCCAGCAAUGUCCCUCUGGCCUCCCAGGAGCCUCUUUUAGCUGUUCUAGGUGAGUCUGGGCUCUGCCCCCUAGGCCAGGUGGAAAUGGGCCUUCAGCAGGGAGCAGGUCUUCCUUCCAGCACUCACAGCGGCAGGUGUGUGGAAGGUUCCUUAGGUUUCAUCCAGACUGACCCCCCCUUCCCCCCCAAAUGCAUUUGAGUCAGCCAAGCUACAUCUCCCAUCAUCCCUGGCCAUUGGCUGUGCUGGCUGGGGUUGAUGAGAGUUGCAAUUUAGCAGCAUUCACAGUUGUAUUGGGUAACUUGUCAAAACACAUCCAUAUCUGUAUGAUGGUGGAAGCAGGUAGAAAAGGCAGUGAAGGAGCCCUGGAGGUUGCUUCUGCUCUGCAUCAGCAAAAUGUCAAUGCCACUCUGAAUUCCCUUCCUCACUAGGCUCUUUGUAAAUUUGUUAGCCAAACCUUGAAUGGACCUCCUCUUUCCUCCCCUCACUACACGCUUUUACCUAGAUUUUUGUCUCGUGGGCUUCAGUGCCUGCUUUUUGCCCGGUCAGCUCGAAAGGUUAUCCCUGGUCAAAGUAGGGGUGUGUGUGUGUGUGUGUGUGUGUGUGUGUGUGUUCAUGCCCCCACCCCCGAUUGCUGAUGCUUCAAUCUUUGCAUUUGGAAAAAAAAAAGGUUUCUGGAGAGCUCUGUGCAUUAAUGAUGAUGACAUUUGAAAGCAUUUUUUGUUCCAGCACUUAAGUUAGCAUUGACCCCUGGAAAAAGGAACGAGCAUGUUUACGUACAACUGUAAUGUCAUGUGUACAGGCAAAUUGUCUCCUCCCUCAAUUAAAUCUAAAUUGCUCAUGGAAGCUCUUUGCAGGCAGGGAGACUGCACAUGAAACAUGGUCGACCCAGUGCAGGGCAGCUGUGAAGAAGGCAAAUUCCUUGCUACAGAUCAUUAGGAAAGGAAUCGAAAAAUGCUGAUAUCAUAAUGCCAUUAUACAAAUCUAUGGUCUGACUACUUGGCAUACUGUGUAUAGUUCUGGAAAGGUUUAAAACAAAAGUAAAAUGACCCAAGGGGUUAAUGCUGACUCCCCUGUGAGGAAGGGUGGCAGCAUUUUGGACUUCUUGGUUUGGAGAAAAUGGUGACAUUAUAGAGGUGUGUAAAAUUAUUCAUGGCAUGGAGAGAGUGAAUAGAGCAAGGGUCAUCAAACGUUUUCAGCAGGGGGCUGGUCCACUGUCCCUCAGACUUUGUGGGGGGCUGGACUAUAUUUUGAAAGAAAGAAAAAAUGAACAAAUUCCUAUGCCCCACAAAUAACCUAGAGAUGCAUUUUAAAUAAAAGGACACAUUCUACUCAUGUAAAACACGCUGAUUCCCGGACCGUCCGCGGGCUGGAUUUAGAAGGCGAUUGGGACAGAUCCGGCCCCUGGGCCUUAGUUUGCCUACCCAUGGAAUAGAGGAAAGCUUUUCUUCCCCUCUGCUAAUGCUAGAACGCAUGGAAGGUUCAGGAUCGAUAAAAGGAAGGACUUCUUCCUGCAUCACAGAGUUAAACUGUGGAACUCCCUCCCACAUGAAGCACUGAUGGCCACCAACUUAGAUGCCUUUAAAACAGGAUUAGACGAAUUAAUGGAGGAGGAGGUGGCUAUCAAUACUGACUAGCCACGGUGGCUGUGCACUGUCUCCGGAGUUGGAGGCAGCAAAAACAAGCCUUCUAAGCAACACCAGUUGCUAGAAACCGCAGGACAGGAACGUGCUCUGUUUGCAGGCUUCCAACAGGCAUCUGGUCGGCCACUGUAAGAACAGGAGGCUGGACUAGAUGGGUUGUUGGCGUCAUCCAGCAGGCUCUUCUUAUGUGGUCAAGGGCCAUGCACUUCGGUGGUGCUACAUAAAUGAAGUUUGCAAAGUUGCCCCUGAAAGAUCCAUGCAACUACGUGUGGUUGGGCCCUUUCAGAUCUGCCCUUUGAUGCCUCUCGCAGCUUCUGACUUUCUGAGGACUCUCCUCUCUGGAGUCACUGACAUAGUUGGGGCUUGAAUUUGUGUGCUCUGCGUUAUUUAUCGUUUGCCACAUCUUGGAAUACUCAAGCGUCUCUUUAUUAAAAAUAGUUUCUGGCAAGGACAGCUGGGAAUUUGAAACAGCCUGACUCAACCUGUGGAACUUGAAAAGGCUUUAAAAAACCCAAAAACCCACACCUCUGUCAACAUGAUUAGUUGUCUGACAAUUAUGAGGAGAGGCACUGUUACCUUUUCACCAGUGGGAGCGUGCAUCACAUGAGAUUCUCCAACAUAAUACAGUGGUACCUCGGGUUAAGUACUUAAUUCGUUCCGGAGGUCCGUUCUUAACCUGAAACUGUUCUUAACCUGAAGCACCACUUUAGCUAAUGGGGCCUCCUGCUGCCGCUGCACCGCCGGAGCACGAUUUCUGUUCUCAUCCUGAAGCAAAGUUCUUAACCCAAGGUACUAUUUCUGGGUUAGCAGAGUCUGUAACCUGAAGCGUAUGUAACCCGAGGUACCACUAUAUUUUGUUGGAUUUCUUAAAAAAUAGCUGCCUUGAUUUGCCUAACAGGGAUAAGCUGACAGGUCAUAAUGCACCAUAAAGCAACAAACAAGCAAGGAUGGUAAGUAGCCAGGGAGAAUGGGAGUUGUAGUUCAGCAAUAGCUGGAGGGCCUUCGGUUCCCCACACCAGAUUUGGAAAGCUAGAGGCAUAUUCCAGGCAUAAUAAUAAUAAUUUUAUUAUUUAUACCCCGCCCAUCUGGUUGGGUUUCCCCAGCCACUCUGGGCCGCUUACAGCACAUAUAAAACAUAAUGAAACUUCAAACAUUAAAAAUCUCCCUGCCUUCAGACGUCUUCUAAAAGCCAGAUAGUUGUUUAUUUCCUUGACAUCUGGUGGGAGGGCGUUCCACAGGGAGGGUGCCACUACCGAGAAAGGCCCUCUGCCUGGUUCCCUGUAACUUCACUUCUUGCAGUGGGGGAGCCUCCAGAAGACCCUUGGAGCUGGACGUCAGUGUCUGGGCUGAGUGAUGCGGGUGGAGACGCUCCUCAAAGCCAUGCUGGGGGAGGGUGGCUUGGGGAGAGUCCCAGGGGACAGAGAGAGACUUGAAGACCACAGCGCCUGUGCCUGAAGUUCCCCAGCCCGUUUGCUAUUCUUGCCCUCUUCACACACGUCAUGCACCGAUAAAGUUUUUGUUUAUUGCUUUGAUAGUGUGCCUUUCCUCCAAAGAGCUACGGGUGGUGGUGUACAUGUCUCUCUUGCUCACCAUAUUAUCCUUACAACAACCCUUUGAGGGAUGUUAAGCUGAGAGCUGGUGGCUGCCUAAGGGUCACCCAGUGAACUUCAUGGCUGAGGAGGGCAGGUGGGAUCUGAACCCUGAUCUUCAAGGUCCAACACUCUGUUACACUGGCUUAAUGCUCAUUUUUGUGCAUUCACACAAGGGAUGUAUUCCUCCUCACCUCUCAGAGCUUUUGCAACCGAAGGUUACCUGAGGGGUUGGUUGCCUUUCCUCAUAUGAACCUGUCCAGUUGCUGUCCACCUCUGCCCCAGUGGAUAACCUCUUCCACUCACCUAAGAGUUGUUUUCUGGCUUAGCGAAUUAGCAUUUGCGAGAGGAAAGUCACCCCCAAAUUCAGCACCGUUCUUCAGUUUGAACAAUGUCUUUUAACAUGGCCUUAUAGUGUUUAUUUGAUACAGCGUGUGUCUUCCUAAAUCAUGCGUUUUAUAUUGUAAUUUUAUAUUGUGAGCUGCCCUGAGAUCUAUGAAUGAAUUAAUGUAAUUAAUAACAAUAAUAAUAAAAAAAUAUCAGCCUCUGUAACCCAGCUCUCAGUUCUACCAGUGUACGUGAGGCGGGUGGCACCAGAGGUUAACCCUCUUCUGCUGUUCCCCUCUAUCUUGGGAAUACCUUGUCCCCCGAAACAUCUACUCGUUCCAUCUUUGGUUUAGGUGGCAAGUGAAAACAUUUUCUUUCAUUUCCUUUUUGCUCAGGCUGUUUUAUGCGCUUGAGGGUUCAUGCUGGCACUCUGAUCUUACUUUAUUGCUCUGCUUUGUCUUGUUUUAUUGUAAAUCUGUUGACUUGUUUUUAAACUGUGACUUUUAUUGUUUUGUCAUGAGCUGCUCCAGGAACAUUUGCUGAAGAGCAUCCUGUAAAUAUUUCAAGUGAGCGAAACAGAGAUGCAGAGGCAGGGGGAGAGAGGCGGCCAGAACCCCUGAAGGAAAAUUGAAUGUAGCAAGCCCAGCCAACCAAAUCGAUUAAUAAGGCAUUUCCAAAAGGCGAGAACAGGGGUGUUGUUGCAGAAAACAGGAACAGAUUGCGCAAAAUAGAGGCUGUUCCUGGUAAACAGUGACAGUUGGGAGCCUGUGUGACUCACACAUGCCUGCCUUCCCCUUCCAGCAUUGUGGAGAGGUGAAUGUGUGUUUGAAGCCUCAGCACUGAACCAAGAGGUCUCCGAUGUCUGUUCCAGCAUACAACAGAUGUUUCUGGACAUCUUUAGCCCAGAGUCCUUCUCAGUGCCGACUAGUUACUCCUAAUGCUUUAUGUCUGGCACUUACUGGUUCUUCCAAGGCACUCCAAGCCACAAUUAAAAUGUUUGGGGUUUCUCUGCUGCUUUACAGUGGAUCAACCUCAAACCGAUGCCAACCAGUGGCUUUCCUGAUCACUGCCAAGAGUUUCCCACUAGGCAGGAGAUUCUGUCUGUCCCAUGGCCCAUUAGCAAAGCUGUCCACAAACCUUCCUAUCCAGAGUCUCUUCAGCCAAACUGAGUUAACCACUUCCCAAGGAAGAGUAUGUUUUGUGAUGCUGAUUUAUUUCUGAUCUUGGGAGAGCUACAUCAAAAGUUACUGUGGCCUGGAAACUCUCUUGAAAUUCUGAAUGUCUGUUCUGACCAUCAUACAGCAAAGGACAGGUAAAUAGAGAGUCUCCCCAUGUGAGUAGAGUUGCCUGCUCACUGUGUAACCGCGUUGUACUCAUCUAGGGUGUCCAUGAGGCAAGGCCGGAUUACUGUGGGUAUCGUUCCCAAAAUAGGGCCCCACUUCUCCCCAAAAGUGGGGAUGCGGGUGGCGCUGUGGGUAAAACCUCAGCACCUAGGACUUGCUGAUCGUAUGGUCGGCGGUUCGAAUCCCCGCGGCGGGGUGAGCUCCCGUCGUUCGGUCCCAGCUCCUGCCCACCUAGCAGUUCAAAAGCACCCUUAAGUGCAUGUAGAUAAAUAGUUACCGCUUUAUAGCGGGAAGGUAAACGGCGUUUCCGUGUGCUGCGCUGGUGCAGGCUCGCCAGAGCAGCUUCGUCACGCUGGCCACGUGACUCGGAAGUGUCUUCGGACAGCGCUGGCCCCCGGCCUCUUAAGCAAGAUGGGCGCGCAACCCCAGAGUCGGUCACGACUGGCCCGUACGGGCAGGGGUACCUUUACCUUUACCUUUUUCUCCCCAAAAGGAACACAUGAAAUAAAGUACCACAAAGUAAGUUGUACAGUAUCUUAGCAAAUUUAUUAUGGCAUACACUGGUACCUCAGGUUACAUAUGCUUCAGGUUACAUGCGCUUCAGGUUACAGACUCCGCUAACCCAGAAAUAGUGCUUCAGGUUAAGAACUUUGCUUCAGGAUGAGAACAGAAAUCAGGAUCCGGCAGCACGGCAGCAGCAGGAGGCCCCAUUAGCUAAAGUGGUGCUUCAGGUUAAGAACAGUUUCAGGUUAAGAACGGACCUCCGGAACAAAUUAAGUACAUAACCAGAGGUACCACUGUAAUUGUUUGUGGACUGGAGACAAUACUAGGGAUGGGGGCAGCACCCACCCAACCCAUGGCCUCAAUUCCAUGGGUCCUGAAUCAGGUUGGCCUGCCUUGGGCCAACCUAGGGAUCACUCACUGUGACCUGGAUCCAACCCCAAAGGAGUCUCUUAAAUAUACAGCUGGGAAGGGGGUCAGUUCUGCACCACCCAGAAAGGAGAGUCAGGCACUGGCUCCUACCUUCUUUUGGAAGAUGAAGCCAGAGGUCAGGGUGGGUCUCGAUUUAAAAGUGCUUAGAUUGAUGUUUAGAGCCCUAUACAGCUCAGGACUGCAUUACAUCAAAGACUGCCUUUCCCCAUAUGAACCAACCCUUGUGAUCUUCAUCAGAUGUCCUUCUCUGUGUGUUCUACCUGAGAGAGUGUGAAGGAAAUGGGCCUUUUCAGUGGUGGCCCCCUCAUCUGUAGAAGGCUCUCCCAAGGGAUAAAUGCCUGGUGCCAUCCUUGUCCAUCUUUAGGGGCCUGGCUAAAUAAUGUUGUCUCUUACAGUGAUUCUCACCUCUUGGUGGAGUGGGCCACACUUGUUCAUAUUAAUAAGUUGCUGUAUGAGCAUUUUAUAUGUUCUAUAUUGUUCAUCGCUCUGAUUCCCCACCCAGCCCCCGGUUUUAAAUAGCUUUUUUUGUUGUUGCAUUUUACCUUGUCAAGUUGCUUUGAGAAUUUUUACUGUAUAAAGCGACUGAUAAAUGCAGGUAACAAUAAUACUCUUUGCAUGCCUGGGUGGGGGAUGAAGAGGGAUGCAUCACGGUGACGAAGCUAGCCUACUGCACAAAAGAUAACAUUCAUAAUCAUUCUUCUUCCAGUUUUUGCCGCACGAAUGCCAUAUGGCCCUUGGAAGGCAGUCCAGAAGGCAAUGUGGCCCUCGGGCUAAAAAAGGGUUCUGCCUCCCUGCAGUAGCAGGGUGUCUGUGGGGGUGUCGAACAGGACUGCCCAUCUCUCACUGUCUCUUUCUUGCCUUUGGACAGUUUGCCAGCAGGUGGAAUGGACCAGUCAUGAAUGGUGAUGCCUUUUGUCAAGAUCCUCCCUCCCAGCUUCCCGACUGGAGGGAAUUCUGUGAGCUGCACGCCCAGGCCGCUGCAGUGGACUUUGCCCAAAAGUUCUGCCAGUUCCUGAAGGAGAAUCCGCACUACGACACCCCCGGGGCAGAGACCUCCUUCUCCCACCACUUUGCCGCCAACUUCUUGGACAUCUUCAGCUUGGAAGUCAACAGGGUGUUCGUUUCCAAUUCCCCCACCAAAUACAACAUCGUGCCAUUUGUCGGGCUUCAGAACUGCCACAUGCCUUACGGGCAGGACCUCCUGCCGAGGAAGGAGCAGGCCUCCACGGAGUCCCUCGACAGCAUGGACAACCCCGUCUCCUCCGGCAGGUAUCUGAGCCAAUCACAGCAGGUCCAGGCCCGGAAGGUCUCCUCCUACGGCCAAUCCCGGAGUUCGGAGGAUGUCUCCGUCCACGCCACCUCCAAGCCGAAGUUCAAGAAAGGCUUUUCCCUGAGGAAUAUGAGCUUGUGCGUGGUGGAUGGCAUGAAGGAGAUGUGGCACAGGAGGUCUUCCCCAGAGCCCGGUGCAGAAGCCACACAAAGCAGGCGGUCCGACAGGGAACACUGCCCCUCCGGGAACAAGGAGCAUGGCGAUUCCAGGGAGAAAUGGACCCACAAGCUGCGCCUUUCGAAGGGGCAGUCUUCCAAGGUGGAUCUGGUGGACAUUCAGAGGGAAGGGACCCUCCGCUACAUGGUCGCUGACGAUACGAACUGUGUGGGGAGUUCUCAGUGGCAAAAGUGUCGGUUGUUGCUAAGGAAAGCUGUGAAGAUGGAGGGAGAAAAGUUCCUUCUCGAGUUUUACGUUCCUCCCAAGGUAAGGACUUCCGUAGCUAAAACCUGCCUUUCAUAUGUAUGUGUUGGGUUUGUUUGCUUUUAUUUCAAUGGGGUGAGCGUCGGAUUGCAGGUGCAGAGAAGCCAACUAAGCAAAGGAGAGAGAUCGGGAAGCGGAAGCCGAAUGCUUCUCUGCACUCAAAGUGAACUUUCACCCUAAGAAGGGUGAAAGGAAUCAUCAUUCUGUAGUCUACUUCCAGUUGAAAUGGCUUGUAUCUGAGUCUUCUUCUUUGGCGAUCACUCAGGGAUGCGGGUGGCGCCGUGGGUUAAAUGACAGAGCCUAGGACUUGCCAAUCAGAAGGUCGGCGGUUUGAACCCCUGCGACAGGGCAAGCUCCCGUUGCUCGGUCCCUCCUCCUGCCAACCUAGCAGUUCAAAAGCACAUCAAAGUGCAAGUAGAUAAAUAGGUACCGCUCCAGCAGGAAGGUAAACAGCGUUUCUGUGCGCUGCUCUUGUUCGCCAGAAGCGGCUUAGUCAUGCUGGCCACAUGACCCGGAAGCUGUACGCCGGCUCCCUCAGCCAAUAAAGCGAGUUGAGCGCCGCAACCCCAGAGUCAGCCACGACUGGACCUAAUGGUCAGGGGUCCCUUUACCUUUACCAUAGUUGAGUAAGAUUGACUUCCAUGAACCUGAUCUUAACAGUGAGUCCGUAAGUGACUGCGGCGGCCAAUUCUGGAUCCACACGCCCUUCCACAGUGGGGACAUAGGUUUCUGGGCGGGAGUUGGUCACGGUGAGGGUUUGCCAAGCAUGCCUUCCUCUUAGCAUGUUUCUCCCUUUCGUUCUGAGUUUGUCCAUGACACCUUUGGUAAAGGCUGUUCUCCACUUGGAGCACUCACAGGCCAGUGUUUCCCAAUUGUCAGUGUUUAUACUACAUUUUUAAAGAUUUGCCUUGAGGGAGUCUUUAAACCUCUUUUGUUAACCACCAGCAUUAUGCUUUCCAUUUUUAAGUUUGGAAUAGAGUAGUUGCUUUGGAAGACAAUAAUUAGGCAUCCGAACAACAUGUCCAGUCCAACGAAGUUGAUGUCAAAGAAUCAUUACUUCAACAUUGGUGAUCUUUCCAGUACACUGACAUUAGAUCACCUGUCUUCCCAAGUGAUGUGUAAAAUUUUCCGAAGACACCAUUGAUAGAAUCUUUCAAGGAGUUGGAGACUGCACUUAUAAGUGGUCCAUGUUUCACAACAUACAGUAAGGUUACUUGGGUGCCAAUUUUAAAUAGUAGUUCUUGCAAUGACCAGCUGGCAUAGAAACAGCUCGGGGACAGGAGGUGCCUGAUAGAGCUGGCUUUUCAGCUGAGCUCAUGGAACAAGCCCCUUUUGUCAUCUCUCCCACAGCCCGAUGGAAUGACUGGCUGCUGCCGGGUACCAGUUGCAACUGACCAUGAAGGCAGAGCAUAGCCAUUGUGGCUAGCAGGCAGCCUUCUCCUCCAUGAAUUUCUCCAAUCCCUUUUUUAAAGCCAUCCAGCUUGGUGGCCAUCAUGGCCUGCUGUGGGACUGGUUUCCAUAAUUUAACUAAGCGCUGCAUAGUUUUGUAUUAUUCACAUUGUAUUGUUUUGCUGAUGCCACUCUGGGCUCCUUUUGGGAGGAAAGAUGGAACGGAACCCUAAUGAAAUCGAUAAAUAAUACAUAAUCCUGUAUACUGAGUCAGGCCCGUGGCCAGUGUUUUUGGCUCAGAAGGCCGUGGUUCUGCAAGGUCCCAGGCCAAAGUCUCUUCCAGUGCUGGAGAUCCUUUUACUGGAGUAUUGAGCCAGUUUGCUCCCUUGAGUACCCGGGGGCCCAUUUCCUUCCUAAAAGGCUGCAUGUAAAAACAAAAGGAAUUACUGCCAGCCAGGCUGGUGCUUUGUCUUUUGUUGAAUCCUUUCCUGUCUUAUUUUUUCCACAUCUUGUGUGUGUGUGUGUGUGUGUGCGCGCGCGCGCUUUAUUAUCCUUAAUCGAUUGUCUCUCUUUAAAUGUCUGGGAAGCGGCAGAAGAUAAGAAGCUUGUUCAUGCCUCUCCCCCCCCCCCGCCCUUUGUAGCUUGUUUCCAGAUGUCAUUUUCUCUCACAAUUGCUCUGUUAUAAAUGCCUAAAAGUUUCCCCUUCUACCUACACAACAACCUGGUGCCUUCCAGUUUUGGACUACAACUCCCAUGAGUCUCAGUCAGCACAGUCAUGCUAAGUGACUUGUGAAAGGGGGUCCGGUCCAGUUUCUUGUAGUGCUACAAGCUAAGCAGGUCUGGAUCUAGUCUGGCACCCCCUAGUCUGGCACCCAUGGGCACCAUGGUGCGUAAGGAUGCCUUCUUUGGGUGUCCCCAGGCAGGAGGCCUUGGACCCUGCGGAAAUUUUGUUUGGCCACUCCCUCUGGCUUCUGUAGUUUCAGUGGGCAUCUGUUGCCCACAGGUUCAAGUAUAUAUUUUUAGCCAGAGAGGCCGAGCUGCCCAGGGAAUUCCAGUGCGGCCUUAAACAUGUGGGAGGCAAAUCCAAGCAAUGAUAAAAAUAACAGAAACAAUAGGGGCUAGCAGCUUGCUUUUUUUAAAAAAAAGGAAAAUACAAGUUAGGAUUUUCAGGGGAGCUGAAUUCUAUUAUCAUUGGGGAAGGGUUACAGCUCAGUAACGGAGCAAUGAUUUGCAUGCAGAAAGGACCCAAGUUCAGUCCCCGAUGGCAUCUCCCAAGUGGGGAGAGCUGCUGUGUGAGAGAUCCCUGUGUGGAAACUCUGGGGAACUGCUGCCCGUUGGAGUAGACCAGGGCUAUGCAAUGCAGAGCUAGACAGACCCUUGAUCUAAUUCUGUAUAAGGAAGCUUCCUAUGUCCCUAUAGCCUUCCGGUGUCUUUCCACACACCCUGCAGUUUCUCUUGGUAUCGAGAAACCGCUCUGUGACCGCAGCGGCUUAUUUGCUGCUGAUUUGUGGAGCGUGUUUCCUUUUUGGCCAUUCUCUGGAUUUCUUGCUAGACCAGCUGUUGUGACAGCUGGGUGUGAAACAGACAGCAGCCGUACGCGGUUUCAUGCCUGCAGCCUGUGUGCCUGCUCCGGGUUCAAGCAUAGCCUUGCACGAAACCUUCCCUCGCUCAUCACGGCGUCUCUGUAAAUUGAGCCGAAGGGAAUUUGUCACUCUGCAGGGGGGACCGGACAAGGGCGCAUGGAAAAUCCCAUUUCGGUGAAACCCUUUUAUGGUGCCUGCUCUCUGGCUGUUGCCAAACAAGCAAGAGAUCUUGUUUCCAUUCAUUCCCUUCUAACCUUUCUCCCAUCCCCAAGGAGGAGGUCGUGGACAGGUUGCUUAAAGCAGCUCUCUGGGCCAGUGCUUAAUUUAUCCCUAGGAAAAGAGAAGUGUGGACUGAAGUCCCCUCCCCUCUUUCACACACCCCUCCUCACACACAAACUUCGCUAAACUGGGAGCCCUUCUCCCUAAAAACUCUGUUACUUUUGUUUUCCUACUGCUUUGAUGCUUAUGCUGAGACCCUACCUACCCACCAGAGUGGUGCAUGCUCUAGUUAUCUCCUGCUUGGACUACUGCAAUGCACUCUAUGUGGGGCUACCUUUGAGGGUGACCCGGAAACUACAACUAAUGCAGAAGGCGGCAGCUAGACUGGUGACUGGGAGCAGCUGCUGAGACCAUAUAACACUGGUCCUGAAAGACCUACAUUGGCUCCCAGUACGUUUCCGAUCACAGUUCAAAGUGUUGGUGCUGACCUUUAAAGCCCUAAAUGGCUUUGGCCCAGUAUACCUGAAGGAGCGUCUCCCCACCACCACCAUUCAGGUCGAGCUCCAAGGGCCUUCUGGCAGUUCCCUCACUGCGAGAAGUGAGGUUACAGGGAACCAGGCAGAGGGCCUUCUUGGUAGUGGUGCCUGCCCUGUGGAACGCCCUCCCAUCAGAUGUCAAGGAAAUAAACCAUUACCUGACUUUUAGAAGACCUCUGAAGGCAACCCUGUUUAGGGAAGUUUUUAAUGUUUGAUGUUUUAUCGUGUUUUUAAUACUCUGUUGGAAGCUGCCCAGAGUGGCUGGGAAAACCCAGCCAGAUGGGCUGGGUAUAAAUAAUAGAUGAUGAUGAUGAUGAUGAUGCUACACUCAAGCAGUUCACAAGAAAGCAUGGGGGUGGGAAACAACCGAAAGUAUAAAUACAUCAAGCAAAGUGUUUUAUACUAGGGGCUUCCACUUCUCCUUGCAGUACUCAUCAACUCUGCCUAACCCUACCAACCUCUCCACCCGCCACUGCGUCCUGGCUUCUUGCAGAUCCAGGAUUGUGAUGUGGCUCCUAUGGAGACUGUGCGAUGACAGCCUUACACUUCUAUGUAUAUAGAAAGACAUACUAAAAAGGUAAAGGGACCCCUGACCAUUAGGUCCAGUCGUGACCGACUCUGGGGUUGCGGCACUCAUCUUGCUUUAUUGGCUGAGGGAGCCAGCGUACAGCUUCCAGGUCAUGUGGCCAGCAUGACUAAGCAGCUUCUGGCAAACCGGAGCAGCGCACGGAAACGCCGUUUACCUUCCCACCGGAGCGGUACCUAUUUAUCUACUUGCACUUUGACGUACUUUUGAACUGCUAGGUUGGCAGGAGCAGGGACCGAGCAACGGGAGCUCACCCCAUCGCAGGGAUUCGAACCGCCAACCUUCUGAUCAGCAAGUCCUAGGCUCUGUGGUUUAACCCACAGCGCCACCCGCGUUCCAUACUAUACUAGUUCCAUACUAUAAAAGACAUUUCAAAACAGUUUCACAAUAUUUUCAUACUAAAUGUGUGACUUCCUCUGACCUAGCAGAUGAAGAUGUAGUAGAUUGUUCAGUGGCAUCGGUGUAGAAUGUUUUUCUGUUCUAGGUGGCAGUGGCAAAAGCUUUCCUCUGGCAACUUGGUCAAAGUUUCACAUGGGGGUCUUGUUACUUGCCGAUGAGGAGAUUGGUGUGCACCUGAUUAAGAGGAAUCACAGAAUCCCAAAAUUGUAGAGUUGGAAGAUAUCUAUUUCAUAUUGUCCAGGGUUCUAGGUUCUCUAUUUCCCAGCUGCUGUUGCAUAUAAUUGACUGUGAACCAGUUUGGCCAGGGGAGAUGCAAAAUGUCCUGGCGUUAUAACCCGGGUAAGUUCUACUUGACAUUGCAAAGAGAAAAGGAGUGACAUGUCUGGUUGCUGCUUUCAGUAGCAGCACAGCAUUUCUUGUGGUCACCCACUGAACAUUGCUGGAUAGGCAGUUUGUACACGCUCAGAGACAUUGCCCUCUUCAGCUAGCAGGUGCUAUAAAAGAAAUUAAAGAUAGUACUCCUGUUGGGCAUUUGGAAAUAGUAUAUACAAAACAAAACAAAACCACCAACCCACUCGUAUUUCAUUUAUGUUACCAUGGAGGAUACGAUUUCAGGGCAGAAAAUGUGAGUCCUGGAUGUGGAUUCUGUAUUGAUUGAUUGAUUGAUUGAUUGAUUGAUUGUCACACUCCAUUAUGUUAUUACUGUCCAUCAUCAACAACAGAGUUCAGAAUAAAAAAUAUGUUAAAAAACAAAAAAACCCAACAGAGCUCAGUUUUCUAUGAAUACAAUUUACUGGGUGUAAGCCCUAUCAAAUGAAUGGGAUUGGAGAAAAAUAGCUGCCUGCAGCAGAUCACUCAUUCUGAUCAGACUACUCAGGAGAACACCUUUUUGACGGGUAAAGUCCAUCUUAGCUUACCUGUACCAGCCUGCCUCCCUCUCUCUCUCUCUCUCUCUCUCUCUCUCUCUCUGUGUGUGUGUGUGUGUGUGUAAAAAAAGCCUUUUAUAUUUCCUCUUACAAUCUUUUGCCCUUCCUUAGCUCUUUGUGGCUGCUUUUACCUUUUUUAUUAAUGGGAGUUUUUCAAUAGUUAAAUUCUGUUUAUCUGUUCAAGGACUUUAAAAAAAAAGAAGUUUAGAAAUGUAAAAUUAUUGCUGAUGUUGGAACACAGCAGUGUGUGAAAAUAUGUAAAUGAAAUGUUCCCUAUUCCUCCUCCUAUUUCCCAGUGGGUGCUGUACUUUUAAUUAAAAGAUUCUGGCGUCGCUGGAGAAGAUUAGGGAAAUCGCAUUUUUAAUAACGUUGCCUUCAUGUGAACAGCCUUCCUUCCUGUGAACAAGCCUCUGCUAUCUCCUGAGGAAAACUAUUAUUUCUAAAACAAUUGUCAUAUACUUUUUUUGUUUUUUAACUCCCUCUCUCUUUUGGCCUCCAGGCUUCCAAAGCGAAGGUCAGCAUCCCUCUGUCGGCCAUUAUCGAGGUGCGCACAACUAUGCCCUUGGAGAUGCCAGACAAGGAUAACACCUUUGUGCUGAAGGUAAGGCACCUUAGGUAGAGAAGCCCCCUGUGUAGCCAGGUGUUUGGCACAUCAGCCACUGGUGCCUACUUUCUUUAUUUGCAGUCAGCAGUCCAUUAAACUAAGGUUACCAGAUUUUUCUCAAUGAAUCCAGGGACACUUUUCAACUUCAGUGGAUUUUGUGUGAGGACUGAGAAACGGGGACGUCUGGUAACCUUUCAUUAAACAUGAUUCAAACCCAGAUCUCCAAGUCUGUCUCACACUCCUCCUCCAUUUCUGAAAGCCUGUUGCAAAAGGGAGAGGCAGAUGCACUAUUUCAAAGCGUUGUCCAGUUUUCGCCCUUCUACCCUCCUUGCGUGAUGAGCGCUCCUUUUUUUUUUUAAAGGUAAAGGGACCCCUGACCAUUAGGUCCAGUCGUGGCCGACUCUGGGGUUGCAGCGCUCAUCUCGCUUUACUGGCCGAGGGGGCUGGCGUACAGCUUCCGGGUCAUGUGGCCAGCAUGACUAAGCUGCUUCUGGCGAACCAGAGCAGCGCACGGAAACGCUGUUUACCUUCCCGCCGGAGCGGUACCUAUUUAUCUACUUGCACUUUGACCUGCUUUUGAACUGUUAGGUUGGCAGGAGCAGGGACCGAGCAACAUGAGCUCACCCCGUCACAGGGAUUUGAACCGCCGACCUUCUGAUCGGCAAGUCCUAGGCUCUGUGGUUUAACCCACAGCGCCACCCGCAUCCUCCUUUUUUUUUUUUACCCUUUCAUUAAAAUUGCACCGCCUGCCUCCCUGUAAGCGCUGGGCUCCCUUUUCUGAAGAGCCAACUCAGGGAUGAAACGAUGCCCUACGGGCAGGCCGGGUUGUCAUGGAGACUGGCCUAGCUGCUGCAUGAGCAGUUCCUUGGCAAAUCGAACUUAUGCAAACUUCCAUCCAAGCUCUCUGUCAGGGUGGACAAAAGGCACUUUUGUGAUGAACGAAAACGUUGACAUUUGCUUUGUGUUUGCACAAAUGGAUUUGGGGGAAUGGAUUUCAUUUGUUUCUGGUUUUUGGAGGUCCUCCCCCCCCAUCCAAAUUAAUUUUCCAGCUUCCUGAAUUUAUAGAGAGCAUUCAUGGGAUGAGGAUAGGAUACAGAGAGGCCUGGAGAUGAGAGAUGAGGUGGGGCAUCUUACUGGCUAAAUUUACUUUUCUCAAUCUUCCUGCCCCAGUCCAGCAACAAUCAUUGGUGAAUUAUUGCCUUUGCAUCAGUUGAAAUUUGAAGCCAAAACGAGAUGUGAUGUGGUUAGCCUUUGCAUUGUUAUUCUUUUUAACGGUUUAUAAAAAGAUUUAUAUACCACGAAAUGGACAAAAACCUCAAAGCAGUUUACAGAGAACAAUAUAAAAUAUUCAUUAAAAAUACCAGUAAACACCUUUAAUUCCCUUAACACAGCAUUCCAGUUUUAAAGAUUCUGAUAAAUGUGCACAAUUUAGGGGCUGGGAAUCCAAGGGUAUUUUUAGACCAUCGAGCGCACCCCAGCUUUUAGAAAAACCGGAGGAUGUGACACCUUCAUGGUUCCAGCUAGUUCAAAUUCACUUGUCUGCUAGACAUAUAGUUCAUACAGGGGAUUCAUUGAGAUAGUUGGCAUUCUUUGAAAACUUACAUAUUUCUGGGGGAAAUCUCAAGGGUGGAAUCGUAUCAUUUAUCAAGGUUUGGGGUCCUGUUUCAUGAAAUCUAAUGUGAGUUUAAAAGCUUUUUGGGAAGAUGACUUGGAACUAUCAGUGAUAAGUCUUUGCAAAGUGGUAUGGCAGAAACCCCUAUUAAGGUGUGUGUUGUUGUUUUUCCAAAGUUAAGGGAUCUGUGAUAAAAGUGAUGCUGAAAUUGGUUCACAUGGACCCAGGGUCUUCCAACAAGUGUUGGAAAGGUCGUCUAGGGUUGGGUACUUCCUUUCACAUAUGGUGGACUUGCUCCAUGGUACACUCUUUUUGGAUGUGGGUUUUGCCCCCCCCCCCCCAAAUUCUUCUGUUGCCUCUCAGGUUAUUCCUUAGAACCCCAGUUUCAACUCUGUUUUCUGUUGUUCCUGAGGAAAUGAAUCAAGUAAUUUUGUUGCUUUUAGCAGCAACCAAAAUAGAAAUUGCUCAUCACUGGAACCACUCCUCUAUUUUUACAUUAGAAGGUUGUUGGUGGUGUAAAGUUUGGAAAUUGGCUGUGCGAGAUAAAUUGACCCAAAAGAACAAGCUUAGCCGGAGCAAAAAAAAAGAAUUAAUUUGAGGAAACUUGGUCUCUUUUAACCUUUCUAACCCAACCUGUACUAGCCAUCCACUAAAUGACCAUCUUCCUUUGGUGGUCAGACCAUAUUUCCAGAUAUUAAGAUUUUAUUAUCCUCAUAAAUCUCAUCCUACCACUGUAUUUUCUUUUCUAGCGGGUUUUUUCUUUCUGUUUUGCUUUUGCUGUCAGAUAUAAUCCCUAUGUUUGCACAUACUGUGCUUAAAAUAUCUAUUGUCUCUUCCCUUGUUUAUUUCUUUUUAUGGUUAGUAUUAUGUCAAUAUUGAAAAUUAAUUUUAAAAUGCAUUAAAAAAACCAGUAACACCAAACCUUAUACACACACACACACACACACACACACACAUAUAUAUAUAUAUAUAUACACACACACACACACACACACAGAGUGGUACCUUGGUUGUUGAACCUAAUCCAUUCCAGGAGUCCAUUCGACUCCUGGAACCGUUUGAAAGUUAAGGUGCAGCUUCUGAUUGGCUGCAGGAGCUUCCUGCACGCAGUCAGAAACCGCGUCGGACGUUCAGCUUCUAAAAAACAUUUGCAAACUGGAACACUGACUUCCAGGUUUGCGGUGUUUGGGAGCCAAUUUGUUAGGGUGCCAAGCUGUUUGACAAGCAAGGUACCACUGUAUAUACAAAGAAGAUUGUCAAAAUAUGGGCAAAACCAGCAGUUUUUUUAAAACUAAGGGGUGCCCUUCUGCUCACUUGCCAUCCCUGCCUCAGUUUCCCUCUCUGUUUCAACUGGGAGAGCUGGAGAUUCAAGACUGCCUGAGUAACUUGUCUCCACAUCACCAAACCCUUCCAUUUUACCCCAGGUUCAUCUCUAGCUAUCCACCUGUACCCCCUUCUAAGGUGGCAGGGAGCUGCCUCUGUCCUCCACCUGCUUUGCAGUGUAGGGCAUGCUAAGAGUCCCAUCAAUCCGUAAAAUACCUCUCUAUACAAUGCUCCCAUGUUCCUCUCGCUCCUCCAGUUUCCUAUCGCACCGUUCUUUUGAGCAUAUGUUGGGAAGCCAUUUAUCUCCGCAGCUUCUAGGCUAGGAUGGAGGAAGCUGGGGAGUCAAACCAAGUUUGCCUCACCACACUUUAAACUCCCUAGGCAGACCCUGACCCCUUCCCUCUCCUACCCAGGUUUUAACCUUUCAUUUAGGGGAGGGAACAUCGUCCCUUCCCUCACCCAACAUGUAUUUCUCUUUGGGGGCAUGUUGCUCCUCUCAAAACAAAGCCUCCCCUCUAGGCCACACACCUGAACAUCUGCCUUUCUCCCAGCCGUAUAGUAGAGAGAGAAAUGCACACAAUAAAAUGGUGUGUUAUAAUUGCCUCCAAUAAGAAGGGACAUGUGAGACUCCAGGUGCUAGCUGGUGGGAGAAACACACUCUUUUCUUGAUCUGAGGAAUCAUUUUAUCACUUCAUACUUUUCUAAGGGUGAAUCCUGGAUCCCGUUGAGUCUUUGCACAUGUGUGUGGGAAUGUGGAGAGAUGAAGGAUGUCUUUUUGUUUUAAGAUACCACAAAGAAUGGCUUUUCCCUCCCUCUUGUGUUUUUUUCAUCCAGGUAGAAAACGGUGCUGAGUAUAUCUUGGAAACGAUUGAUUCGUUGCAGAAACACUCCUGGGUGGCAGAUAUACAAGACUGCAUAGAUCCUGGGUAAGAUGGCAGGGGGCGCUGAGAUUGGGUUUGCUGAAUGAGUGCCCUUGAAGUUCAGAAAAGCUUGUUGUGUAAAUGGCGAUAGGCAUAUGGCAGUACGGCACUCGUACUGCUCCACAGGGAUUUUAUUCAGAAUAUUUUUCAAGAUCCUGAUUUUCAUUAGCCUCCAAAUGGUACCCCCAAAUUAGUGGUAAACAUAUAGGCAUUUUUUUCAGUUUUAAGUAUUGUAUUCAAUGUUUAAUCUUCCAUACAUAUCAACACAAAAAAGACAGAUUAAACAGCAACAAAAAUCUGCAGUUCUUAUCCUCCUCCUCAGAACACUGAGAACCAGUAACAAACACUUAGAAAUACUCAGUAAAACCUACAAUAAUCCACAUAUUUCUUCCAUCUUAACAUGCAAAUAUUUUGUCUGUAACUGUAUUCCGUAAACCUUAUAUAAUAAGCUAACUUUGCCAUUAUUGUAUAGCCGCACAUUUUAUUGUGCUAUUCUUUGACCAUUGGGACUGUUGCCAUUCUCCAUUUGCCAGCAUAUAAAAUUUUGGCAACUGCUAACAGAUUGAGAGAUCAUUUCCUUAUGUACUUUCCAUAUUGAUCCUUCUACAUAAUUCAGUAGAAAUGUUGCCGGAUGAAGAGGAACCACAUCACCUAGGCCCUUCAUUCCAGCUAGGGCCCUUCUUGAAGCCAUGGAGGCUUCUGCUGGAGUCUCCACUCACCUGAGGCAGGAGGAGAGAUGUUAGCAAUAGGGGGUUUGUUUAUGGUACAUGGUCUGGUGCGUCUAAAACAGCUGUUCUUUCAUUUGAGAGAUCAGUGAAUCCAGAACACUGACACUUAAAAAAAAAAAAGAUGUAUGCAUAUACUUGCAGAGAGUCACUGGUGCAAUAUCUUGUAUCUUGCUCGUUUCUUCCAGAGACAGUGGGGACGACAUCGAACUCUCCUCCUGCACCCAGGGGGCCUGCCUGCCAAGCAGAGUGUCCUCUUGUAGCUGCGAGUUCCUGGCUGGUGGUAACAAGACUUUUAAAUCAGAUUUAUUUACUUUUUAAUGUGUUAACUCUGGCCCCAAUAACCCAUGCAUACAAAAAAAAGAGGCUUUUCUAUGAUUGGAGAAAGACAUUUGGGUGUGUGUUUUUUAGUUGAAUUAAAAGGUAGUACAAGUUCAAGUUUGUAAGUUUAUUGUCCUAGCCAAAGGCCAUGACAAACUUGCAGCAAUAGUAUUAAUAAAAUAGUACAGAACAUACAUCCAUAAUAUAGGAGAGAGGAUACCAGAGACACAAACAAGCUUAAAUCUUACUUGAUUUUGGAUUAAACCUCCAAAUCACCAAAACAACUUACAGCAAUUUUAUUUAACUCCCUUUUCCUGGUAGUUUGAUAGAGUCUGUGUUGCUUGGGGUACACACGCCCAUUUCUUAUGUCCUGCUAUAAUCCCGCUCAAACAGAUAUCUUAGGAUUUAAUGAAACUUUACUCCCUCCCUCCCCCCCAAAAAAAAUCAAUAAACGCAGAAUGUAUACCCAUUGGUGACAUGAUAACACUUGUAACUAAGUAUCUGAGCUUGAGCUUGAUGUUUUCCUGCUCCCUCCUACUUCCUUUUCCUUUUGUAUUGUGUCUCUUACAAUGUGAAGAGCUGAAGGCAGGGAUAUUUGUAAGUUGCUCUGAGAACCUUUUCUGGCUGAAGAGUGGGAUAAAAAUGCUAAUGACAACACGUGAAUUGGAAUCAUAGCAUUGUAGAGUUGGGAGACACCCCUAGGGCCAUGUGGUCCAAUGCAGGAAUUACUUUGCAGAAAAAGAGAGAAGUUGUUUGAAGCCUUGAGAAUGGAUUUUGGGGGUUUUUUUAAGAGCGGAAUUCUUUUUCCAGAUACCUCCCGGUUUCAGGACAGAUGUGCAGGCUCUGCUGCCCCAGACACUAUGCCAAAUCCUGCCACUGUUAUCACAGCACCGCAUGGUCGGAUCAGGGACUCUGCAGGAGAAUACAGAGCUCAUGUCCCAUUGGAUAACUUCCUACAGACUUUGGAGUCAUCAGCUACUGGUAGCCAUCCUGCAGGUACCGUGUUUCCUGGAAGAAAUGUGAACAGCUCUCCCCUGCUCCCCAUAACACUUUUUUUUCCUGUUAUUUGGAAUUGUGUACUUUGUACUCUGUUGGCCCACUGUUGAUACAGGUGCUUCAGUUUUGCUCAUUUUCCAGACAGAGUGCUAAUUUCAUUUCUGGAGCUCUCCUUCCCGGGACAGCCCUCAGCUAUGGCAAGUUUGGUGUGGCUUCCAAUUUGGUUGAACAGGGGAGGUCUAGUGGGGUAGCUGAGUGAGGCAGGUCUUUAAUACUGGGCUGGACAAAUGAACAGUCUGACCUGGUAUCAGGCAGCUUGCUAUGUCAAAUCAAAGCUCUGUGCAUGUGUGUGCUGUGCCCAGAUCAGUUACACAAGGUUUGCAGUUAAAUGGAAUAGCAUGCAUCCUUCCAACGGUUCAGAUGGUUUGCUGGUGUGUGUGGGUGCGGGUGUUUGUGUGCUCGCCAAUGUUCCUAAUUAUUUAUAUUCCACACUUGUACCAAUUUUCAGAACUGAAGGUAAUCCCAAAGCAAGAUCACAUGGUUCUGACUCAUAGGUUACAUUCACCUAAAAAUGUGAUCUGUGAAUUUGGCAAAACACAUCUGCCAUACAAAUACAACUUUCCUCACUGGAGAGCCUGCAUUGUGAAAGGACACCCUCCUGCAGAUGUUUUAGGGUGGCCACACUGCUUCAUUUCCAGUCAGUGCAUAUCCUGUAAGUUCCUGAUGAAAUCCCUUAACUUUUUAUAGCUCAAAGGUUCUGGUUUUAGUUUAGUUAGGCUAUAGCCCCUCCAAACAGCAAGAAUGUGUUAGCAUUCGGGAAGCACUGCAAAACAAACUACAAGCAGAAUAAAUCCACCACUGGUGGCUUGCUACUAUGUCAAGAACAUGCUGCAGAACACACCUUCAAUGAAUAACCCACCUGCAGAAUCUCACUUCCUUGCAGUAGAAUUUGGAACAUAAUAUUCCAGCAUUUGACUUCCUCCUCCUUCUUCUCUCAACUGGGACAGGGGAGGAAAGCGAGACGGAAGCGGAGCUCAACCUUCUGGACUUCCCUUGGUUCCAUGGGACGCUAUCACGGGUCAAAGCUGCUCAGCUGGUCCUGUUCGGUGGAGCCAGAAGCCAUGGGCUGUUUGUCAUUCGACAGAGUGAAACACGGCCAGGCGAAUAUGUGCUGACCUUUAACUUCCAGGGGAAAGCCAAGGCAGGUGACCAUUAUUCAUGAAUGGAUGGAUCUUUAUAACAAAAUUUAUAAAAAUAUACUCUCAGCUGUGGCCCUUCUUCCAUGGGAGGUCUGGAGGUUGGCAACAUGAGAAGAGACUUUCUAUGGCAGCUCCCUGCUUGUGGAAUUCUCUCCCCAGGAAGGCUCACCUGACACCAUCAUGGCUUAGCUUUAGGUACCAGCCAAUAACAUGCAUUUCCCACCAGGCAUGAGUGUUUUUGGCUUUUAAUCAUCUGGAUUGUCUUGUAGAUUUUAACGCAGUUAUAAUAUAUGCAUUUUUAAAUAUAUUCUAAGUCACUUUGAGUUACCUUGGUAGAAAAGUGAUCAAUACAUUUAAUAAAUAAAGCAAAAGUGCUGCUUGAUUGUAUGCAAAACCUCUAAGCAGUUUACAGACAUAAAAAUAGAACGAACAUUAAAAUUGUCAACAAAAGACAAGAGUUAACAUCAGUAAUUAUUAUUAUUAUUUGAAAUAGAAUUAAAAUUGGCAAUAGCCCAAAGCAGACUAAAACACACCCGCGUGUCGGGAUAGGCUUGCCUGAACAAAAAUGUUUUUAGCUGGCUCCGAAAAGAGAACAAUGAAAGUGUCUGUCUGGGGUCUAUGGGGGGGAUUCCAAAGUGUAGAUGCUGCCAAGCUAAAAGUUCAGUUUCUUACAAGUGCAGAAUUAAUAUUAUGUGGCACCUGAAAUGGUGGGCAUGUAAGGGGCAAGGCAAUCCUUUAAGGAAAUUGGUCCCAACUUGUCAAGGGACCGUUUUGGUUUUAUCCUGGAGCUACAACAGUUGUGUUUCCCUAGCUGUUAGCCUGCCUUGAGCAUUUAAAGUUAAGAUUUGAUGACUUCUUGGUUCACAGGAACCUGCCUUUAUACUGCUGGCCCAUCUAUCUCAGUAUUGUCUACCCUGAUUGGCAGCAGUUCUCCAGCUCCAAGCUGAUCUGCAUUGCCGCUGAAAGGUUUUGGUUGCAAAUGUAGUUUCAGGGAUGGGGAAUAAACCUUCCGGUUGAAAGGAGUCACUGGAACUUGGCAACAUGCCUGUACAUAGGCAUAAAAUAGUAAAACAGCCAGAGGCUUAGAAACCACCAACCAAAACCACGAUGACUACUUUGGCUUGUUAAUUGCCUGGUGUCUGGCAUGGAGAGCUUCAUGAGUGCCAGGUAGAGGAAAGCAGCCAAAAUCUAAAGACACGGCUGCCUUGCCUGCUCCCAAUAACAGAGGGGGAGGCAGUGGGAAUGCUGCAACGUGUCUUGCAGGCACAACAGCCCUUGAUUCUUUGCCACUACUUGGGGUAGUUGAGUGAGGGAUAUGUGUUCAUUUGCAUGCAUCAAGCAGAUGCAAAGCUGGCAGAUCAAUGGAAGCCCCAUGUUCUCCCAUCCUGUUCUGUUGGCGCCACCUCAAAUUUAGCUUACUGAAAUUAAAAUGAAUUGUUAGUAUGCUCACUCUACUUCUCUGAGCAGUGAGAAGUUCCAAGACAGCAGUGAUCCCCUCAGGUUUGGUCUGUUUUGCAUCGGCACCAUCUUACUUCCGUUCCUGAUGCUACACUUGAAUGUGUCUGUAUUGUGUCAACCUUUCAAAAGCCGAUUUAAGAACUUUGGGGGAAAUAUAAAAUUGGGAUAUAAGUAUUCUAAAUUAUUAAAGUUCCGGCUCAGAGCUUUCUUGGAAAUAACAGCUCUUUCUGAAAUAGGCACAAAUAAGAUUAAAAAAGACAUUGGAAGCACAGAUCAAAACACAACAAUAUGAUGCAAGUGGUCUUUAAGUAUCUGAAGGGCUGCCACACAGAACAAGCUUGUGUUCUGCUGCUCCAUUGAUUAGGACCUGAACCCAAUGGAUUCAAAUUGCAAGAAAGGAGAUUCUGACUAAAUAUUAGGAAGAACUAUCUGAUGGUAAGAGUUGUUAGAUGGUGGAACAGACUGCUUUGGAACGUGGCAGACUCUCCUUCAUUGGAGGUUUUUAAGCAGAGAUUGGAUGGCCAUCUGUCAGGAUCCUUUAGCUAUGAUUCCUGCAUUGCAGGGGGUUGGACUAGAUGACCAUUGGUCUCCCUUCCUACAAUAUUAUUUUACGAUUCUGUGGUAGCUGGUUAAAAAUCAUUCAUUCAUUCACCUUCUAAUCUCUUACAGCACCUGCGCCUGUCCUUGAAUGAAAACGGCCAGUGCCACGUCCAACAUCUCUGGUUCCAGACUAUAUUUGAUAUGCUGAGGCAUUUUCACAUGCACCCCAUACCCCUGGAGUCAGGCGGUUCCGCUGAUAUAACACUCCGCAGCUACGUGGUGGCCCAGAGUCCCUUGCCAGGUAGGUUAAAUCCCCAUUCUUUCUGUGUCAACCCCAGCUGAGGCCUGCCUGAGCAGAGAAUGAAAACCACAGAGAAUUCGUCUGUGGUCAGCUGUCUUCAUGGGGUUAGUCUCAUGCAACAAAAGCUAGAGUCUCGUGGCACCUAGAAGACUUUAACCAGUGUUGUUAUGGCUUAAACCUUUGUGGGCCUACAGUUCACUUCAUCAAAUGUAUGAAAUAUUGUCCUGCCACACAUGCAAACACACACUGUGCGUAUCUGUGGAAGUCUGGAUAACACUUUAUCCCAUCUGAUGAAGUGAACUAGGCCAGUCCUCAGUGUUUAAAAAACAUUGAUGGCCCUUAAUCAAAAUACAGUAGAUGGCCCAAUGUAACAGAAAAUAUUAUUUAUGUAUGUGACCACAGCUGUGCGGAUGUUAUUGGCCCAGAGAUGGAAAGAAGAUAAAGUCCUGACCAGAGAAGAAUGGCACAUCAAGUUGAUGGAUUAUGCCAAAGUGGCAAAAAUGACUGGAAGAAUCAGAAAUCAGGGAGACCAAAUUUUUAAAAAGAAAUGGGGAAAUUUAUAAUUUAUCUUAAAAAUCAUUGUAAACAGUUAAAAUCGUUAGUAGGAUUGGAAUAACACUUGUAGUUUAAUGGUGAAUUUUGGAUAUAAUGGAGAUGUAAAAGAUUUGGAUUAUUAUAAAAGAUGCAGGAGGAAAUGAUUAACAGUAGGUCCCACAAAGGGGAGGAGGGAAGUCUAGGAGAUUCUUUGGAAUCUUGUUUUUAUGAUGUAUGUUGGAUAUGUGAUUGUAAAACUUCAGUUUGAAAAACCAGGGAUCUGCAUAGGUCAGGUCCACUGCUGUGUGGCUGCUGAUGUCUGUGACAACUUCCUUCCUUUUCCUGUUUCAGAGGUCAGCCCGUCCCCCGCUGUGGCCUCUCAGCAGCCCACUUGCAGAAACGACCUGCAGUCGCAACACUACUUCUCCAGCUUUGUCCCUGUCACCUUCCAGCCAGCCUCCCCUUCUGAGGGCACCACUUCCUCUUCCUCCUCCUCGGCCAGCCACUCGCUGUACCAUCGGAUGGAGGGGACCCUGAGCGCCCGAAGCCGGAGCAACAGCACCGAGCGCCUGUUCGAUUCUGCCGCCAUUGGGGCAGAGGAUUACCAUGAAAGCGAGGGCUCGCGCAACAGAACCAGAGCCGUGGAGAACCAAUAUUCAUUCUACUGAUCCUUCUGAUGGGGAAUGGUUGGUUUUCAGUGUGGCCUGGUGUCUCUCUCUUCCCUCCCUCCUGGGUGGGGAGAUCUAAUAAGCCUGUUGAGGUUUCUGCCUCUUCGCUGGUUUACUGCUUAUCGUAACAGUUUUGGCAUUCUCCUGGCCUCUGUGUGUGUGUUUCCAUCUCUUUGGCCUACAAAGGGUUUCCUUCCCUGUCUUCUUCCCAUACUGCAAACUGAAGGUGGUCCUUCCUAUUCCUGUCUGGGCCAGAAGGAUGGCCAGUGAUAGCAAGCUCCUGAAGCUAAAGGACAGAGUGAAAAACACACACACCCUCCUGAUGGUUGCCACCUGGAUAUCAGGAGCAUGAUCCAGAAAUAGGGAUGCUCUUUCCUGCAUCUCUAUGGAGCCAGACCUCUUUACCUCUUAUUUGUUCCCACCCUAAUGGUCUCAUUCAGAUGGAAACAGGAAGUGUUUGUAAAACUUUAACUGCAUUGGGACUGAGCCCCCUAGUAGCUAACUCAUCACCAGGACCCAAGGGUUUUAGAGGGAAAGCUAACAAAGGAACUGUUUCUUGGAUUGCUGCUGUCUUGUGUGGUGUGGGUUCUGUGGUCCUCUUCAUCUUCACUGUAAAUAGUUGGGCUCAUGAUAGUCUUCAUCUUCUCCUCUUGAAGAACUCCACAUUUGGUGCUGGAGUACAGUUGUGUGCAAAGGAUGUAUGGUGCUGCCUGACAUGGAUGCAAACCAGAGGCAGAGGCUGCCCAAGGACAGGUACCAGUUGCUACCUUUUGGUGUGGACUAGAUGGACCCAGAAAUCUGACUUCAUAGGGGCUUCCACUCUGAGCAAUCACUGUGGAGGAAUGGCCACACCGUGUUCACCUACUUUUAUGGUGUAUCUGCAUGAUGACAUGCUCCUCCCAUGUGUUUUUUCCCUGUUUAGCUUCCAUUUUUGUGUGUGCCGAUAAUCCAACUCUUAAAAGAAAACCCACAGAAAACCCCCACAAUGGAACAGUUAUCUAGUUUCCCCAGGAGCAGCUGGCCCAUUGUGCUGCUAUUUAGUAGCUUCCUUGGCUGGAUAUGGCCUGUAUUGAUUGCUGCAGACUUUUAUUUCUCUAUAUAGUCCACCUCUCUUCUCUAGGAAUCAACUCUGUUACUUGUACCUCUUCCCUUUCCAAACAGUGUUCAUUUAUUUCUGUUUCUUUUCUCUCCCUGCCCUGCUCC
This is a messenger RNA of Podarcis lilfordi (Lilford's wall lizard), 46810 nucleotides long. The record is from the annotation of a GenBank genome assembly. NCBI's taxonomy places the organism in Eukaryota, Metazoa, Chordata, Lepidosauria, Squamata, Lacertidae.